Molecule: messenger RNA, 52815 nt
Organism: Podarcis lilfordi (Lilford's wall lizard)
Lineage: Eukaryota; Metazoa; Chordata; Lepidosauria; Squamata; Lacertidae
Source: the annotation of a GenBank genome assembly
AAAAAAAACAAACUUUGCGGAAAGUGGGUUUGUGGAAUUGUGUGCGCGCAUCUGUUUACUUUUGCUGCUAAAAAACAAAAAAAACCCAGCAACAACCACCAGAAACCUUAGCGCCAAGCAAUUUAUUAUAGGUUGCCUGAACUCCAAAUAUCUCCUGCUUGAAGGAAACUGAGUAAUGAAGGCUGAAUGCAAUUUCCUGUGGAAGAGGCUGGAGGCAGAGCUUACGGGGCGAGGGGGAGAGGCAGAAACUUGUCCAUUUGCAACCAAACAGUGCAAUAAAGGACAAGCUGCGGAGAUAAAGGAGUGAAGCAAAGCGCCCCCCCCAUUUCUCAUGAAGUGUGUGAAAGACUCUUCAUAACGGGGCAGAGAGCCAAAAGUUGUGCUUUGAGUUUGAGCCCAAUUUAAAAGGGGCUGAAUUGCUGGCAGCGAGAGAGAAACUUGUAUGGAGAAGACAGUAAGAUGACCCUCGGCUUGUGGGAGCGCCGUUAAACGAUUCCCCCAAAGUAAGUCCUUUUCCAAUUCUCCACCCUUCCCCUAUCGAUUUAUUGGGUGGGGGGACGUGUUAGAGAGAUUGAGGGAGGGAGAGGUGUUGCUGAAUUCCUGCAUGCAGCUGGCAAGGGGCGGAAAGGUGUCUAGAGCAGGCAAUUUGGGGCUCGGAUUUCCUCGCGAAGGGGAAUGGCCUUUGGGGCAGGUUGUGGGGCGAGAGGACCGAGGGCGCCUGGGCUGGCGCGGCGCGGUUUCUCCACCUAAACGGCUGAUUCAUCUCCAUGGGAGAGAGCGCGCCUUGUGGGCCGGCGGUGGAGGGAGCGUCUUCAAUGAGCUUCUCUCUGUGUGUCUCUUUCUCUGCGUGUGGCGUCUCUCGCAGGGCUCAGUCCGAUGUCCCAGGUGAGAAGCGAGCCGUCCAGCCGCUCUGACUCGCUCCAUGGAAACCCCCAGGUGGAUCCGGCGCCCUUCCCAUCCCCCAGCGCAGGUAAGCACAGAGAGCGCUUGUUCCCGAAACUUACAAACUGCCUCGAUACUUGUAGGUGGGAGUUUGGGGGGGGCGGCUUUUAGGUUCUCGUGGAUUUUGUGUGUGCGCGCGCGUUUAGCUGUGGGCCUGAUUCUAGAAUGGUAAACUCCAGGGGGAGAAAAGAGACUUUUUCCCUCCCCGUCCCCCUCCCCCACCUCCCAUGUCGAAACUUUGCUAGUAUGUAUGAAUAUUGCAAAAAGCCUCCUGUGAUCUGUGCCAGCUGGCCCCCAGUGUGUGUGCGCGCAAACAUCCGAAGUCUGGCAAGGCAGAUUCCACCCCCGCCCCCCAUUACGCUUUGAUUUACGCCGCAUCCACUAAGGCGCUGGCCCAGCAUGUGUGUUUUGGAGACUUUUCCUUUUGUGUGCGCGCGCACAUACAUGCAGCGUGCGUGCGUGUGACUUUUCCUCCUCGAAGGCUGCACACAGGGCUGGAGCUGCGCGUGUCUCCCAGCGCCUCGGCUCUUUCUCGGGUUGGAUGUGAGCGUUGAUCUCUCUCCCCCUCCCCUGCAGAAGCGCAGGGCGUCCACGACAGCGCGUUUGCUGGGGGCUUGCGUGCCAGAGGGUCUCCUCCUCCUCCUCCUCCUCCUCCUCCUCCUCCUCCCCUCCUCAUCCAGCACGAAACCCAUCAUUUCCUUUUUCUCUCCAAAGCCUCUUUCUCUCGUGCGCCAUUCUCUUUUUUGCAGGACUGUAAACACUUCGCAGGCGUUGGGGGCUGGGGUGUGUAGGGACCCGAGCUUCUCACAAGAACUUUUGUCUUCCUUCAGGCAUCGCGUGUUGCUGGGCCCGGGGCCAACUCCUUGUGGGAUUUGGUCUCCUCCACCCCUCCCCUUUCCCCCACUUCGAGUCCUGAUCAUAUUAAAUUUAAUAACAUCCUCUAGACCGAGCUGCAGCCAGGAAAAGAGUUUUCUUCUUUGUUCCAUCUAAUCCUUUCAACAGAUCUAGCUUCGGGCUCUGUAACUGGGGUGGGGGGAGUGGGCUGUGUACACUGCAGUUAGGAGUGUACAUUCCAGUAUCCCCUGCAGCAGCCUUGGCUGCAGACUGCAUUUGAAGGAUCUGGAGAGGAUUCAACGGAGAUGCCCCCUUCCUGGCACUGCUGACCUGUUGAGCUGCAACUGAUUCACACAAUACUGGAAACUCGUUUAUAAAAACUCAAUUGGGGGAAUGUGGGCUGUGGUUGGGCACAUGGGUGAAUUUUUGGCUGUGCAGUAACCAAAUACCAAUUUUUCCAAGAUGGCGCUGUGGGUUAAACCACAGAGCCUAGGACUUGCCAAUCAGAAGGUCGGCGGUUCAAAUCCCCACGAUGGGGUGAGCUCCCAUUGCUCGGUCCCUGCUCCUGCCAACCUAGCAGUUCGAAAGCACAUCAAAGUGCAAGUAGAUAAAUAGGUGGGAAGGUAAACAGCGUUUCUGUGUGCUGCUCGCCAGAAGCGGCUUAGUCAUGCUGGCCACAUGACCCGGAAGCUGUACGCCGGCUCCCUUGGCCAAUAAAGCGAGAUGAGCGCCGCAACCCCAGAGUCGGUCAUGACUGGACCUAAUGGUCAGAGGUCCCCUUUACCUUUUUUACUGUCUUUUUAUUGAACCUGAUGGCUGACUGAUGGUUAGGUCUCAAAAUGAUUCAUGAUUUUAAGGCCAUAAGAAUUUAGGAAACUGCCUGUAUGGUUCAUCAAGCUCAGCAUUGUCUACACUGGCAGCAGCUAUCCAGGGUUUCAGAUGGGGGACAUUCCCAGUCCUGCCUGGUGAUGCCAGGGAUUGAACCUGGGACCUUCUGCAUACAAAGCAGAUGCUCUACCACAAAGCUACAGCCCUCCCCUCAAAACCCUACCUUGAAGUGUUUGUAGCAGUUCAUCUACACUCAUUGUUAAUAGAGUACAGUGGCGUAGCGUGGGUUGUCAGCACCCGGGGCAAGGCAAGUAAUUUGCGCCCCCUAACCCGUGGAUUUUAGCACUCGAGUCUCUUCCGCGCCCUCCCCCAGAUGUUGUGCCCGGUGCAGCCGGCCCCCCCUUCACCCCCCACGCUACGCCACUGAUAGAGUACCAUUGUUGUGCCUAUGCUUUGCAGAGGACAAGAGGACAGGUCUCUAUCCGAAGACGUUUACAAUCUAAAACCAGAUACAGAAGAUAAAAUAGACAGAAGAGAGGCUGGGAUUAACACAGAAAGACUAUAUAUGGUUACUUGCCUUGUGUGUGCUUUGAUUUGGUUGUAACCCUAGUUAGGUAGGUCUGUAUCAUACAUGCCAAUUUUGCCCCCCCCCAGUGUGUUUUUCAAGGGGGCCUGGCCCCCUCAACGUUCAGAGGGGGUCCAGCUCCAUCCCCAUGCUCCUUGUGACAUUGUGCAUGGGCCCCCUCAAUCAUCUUGAGAAGAUGGCACCUCUGGUCUGUAUUAUUGUCAUGUUUGUGUCAUUUAUAUGUUGACAUUUUUUUAUCUUCCAAACAUUUCCUUCUUCACAACAACCCUGUGGGGGAAGAUUAGACUGCGAGACUGUGACUGGCCCAAGGUCACCCAGGGAGUGGGGAUGUGAAUCUGAGUCUCCCCAUUCCUAGUAUGGAGCCUGAGGGAAUAGCUUGCCUAAGGCCCUUCCAUUGAAGUCAUGCUGAAUGGGGAUCUGAGCUCCACCCAAACUUCGUAGAUAAUAGUUUAUGUUCUUCAAAAGUGAACCAUGAAACCUUUGUAGUGACCUUUAAAAAAAGAAGGUGUGGUAAAUUCCCAGCUUGUAUUGGGAAAUCAGGACCUGAAUGUGGGGUGACGUGAUUGCAUGACUGCCUCAACCUACAUGGAUUUCUGCCUGUUUUCUUAGGAGGUCAAUGCAUGAGACCCACCCCCUUUGCCUGUGUUUGUCCCUGCCCCUUCCAUGCUCAUGACCAGCGGAUUGUCGGACUCACUGUUUUAAGGUGGCAGCUUUUGCAUCCCAUGUCAAGUGUGCCGUGAACAGCAAGCACCUCAGGCAUACAGUGUCCUCCUCAGACUAGAGUCUCAAGUGGCUUCAACCCUCUGAUCUGAUCAUCACUGGGUGAAGAUGUUCUUUUUUAUUUCCCUUGGGUUUAAACAUAAUUUAUGAUGCCCUGAGAUUCUGGACAUUUUAAGGCCUGUGAGAACUGGUAGUCCUGAUGUACGUUUGUUAUGCUGGGGCUACCUUUUGCUCCUGUUUUCAUAUUUUGUAAUACAGUCGUACCUUGGUUUUCGAGCAACUUAGUUCACGAACAACUUGGAACCGCAACUACGUUAACAACUAAGUUCACAACUAAGUUCACGAACAACUUGGAACCGAGUCGCAAACUCAGAAGUAGAUGAGUUCAGUUUGUGAACUUUGCCUCCUGCAAAGAACGCUCCUGCAGCCAAUUGGAAGCCGCACCUUGGUUUCUGAACAUUUCAGAAGUUGAAUGAACUCCCAGAAUGCAUUCUGUUCAAAAACCAAGGUAUGAUUGUAUAAAUAAAGGUAUUUCCAGCUGUGGAUUUGAGGUUUCUUUGUUUUUUCCUCAUGAGCCAAGACAGUUACCUUUGUUUUUUAAAUGUUAGGUUAUUGCCUUUCUUUUUUUAUUCCUAAUUCUUCCCUUUUUGCCAUCCAGAUAACCUUUUCGUUAUUGAGCAGCAGGCAAAUACAGUAAACAAAUAAAUAAGCCAUGGAGGGUUGGGGAAGAAGGUGUCCUCUCUUGAGCAUGGCGAUUGGGUGAAUUGGCUGUGUUUUCCUUCCUCUUAUCCCUUCUGUCCCCCAAAGAAUGAGAACACAUCAAAGAAUGUUUUCAUUUCACGUAUAUCUUCAUGAUGAUAUUAGUUUAGGAUUUCAGGAAUUUCCUUGUGCCUUCUGAUUUGGUCCUUUAGGCUAAAAGUGCAGCAAACCCCCAUCCCUUAAACUGAGCAGGGAUGGUGUGGCAUAUGAAAAGAUGUUCCACCCUCCCUCUGGGGAACAGACAGUCAUAGCCUAAUGGUAGAGCAUCAGCUUUGUAUGCUGAAGUUCCUGGGUUCGACCCCCAGUAUCUCCUGGUAGAUUAGGGAAUGCCCCCUAUCUGCAACCCAGAAGAAAUGCUGUAGUUGGUGAGCUAGAUUAUCUAAUGGUCUUACUUAGCAUAAGGCCAUGAGGAAUGGCUUCUGUGUUCCAGAGUGACUUGGGAAGGUUCAAAUCCCCACGACUGGGUGAGCCCCCGUUGCUCGGUCCCUGCUCCUCCAACCUAGCAGUUCGAAAGAACAUCAAAGUGCAAGUAGAUAAAUAGGCACCGCUCCGGCAGGAAGGUAAAUGGCAUUUCUGUGCGCUGGUCUGGUUCACCAGAAGCAGCUUAGUCAUGCUGGCCACGUGACCCGGAAGCUGUAUGCCAGCUCCCUUGGCCAGUAAAGCGUGAUGAGCAUCGCAACCCCAGAGUCGUCCGUGACUGGACCUAACAGUCAGGGGUCCCUUUACCUUUACCUUUUACAGUUCAUACAGGUGAGCAGUGUAGACAGAAGCCCUCCAGUAUUCUUGUAUGUCCUAUCAGGAUCAGGUGUACUGGAAGAGAUCUCCAGGGAAUCACUUCACAAAGCCGCCAAAUGAAUUUAGUAACUAAGGAGUAGUUUUAAACCUAUAACUCUCCAGUUAAGUACUUGCAUGUUAUCUUCUGACCCCACUUUCAACACUGAUUCAGGGAUUAUUCUAUAUCACAAACCAUUCCUAACCAAAAUGAGAGGCGGCAGGCAGGUCGGAGCAAAUAAGUGUAUGCAUAUCAAAAUCCUGUGCAAGAAUAACCCAAAUCCUGUAUCACAGAGAGCAGAAUUCUGUAACUUUGUCUAAAUUAUGCAAAUUGAGCACAUUUGCAUUUUUCAUAUGUCUAUUAGUCUUUAGAAGGGGUAAAAAACCCCAAACCCCUAUACAGGAAACUAAGACUUGGACUCCGACUACUGGAAAAUAUUCAGCAACUCCUCUGGCUUCUGAGAUUUCACCAGGUGUUACUUACAUACUUUUAAGCAUAUAUCUCCAGUCGCAAGAAAUCUAUGAGAAAGUUGCUUUAGAACACAAGGGCAAGCAGAAUGGUUUGGGAAACCGAAUUCCAGUCGGAGCACCAAUUGUGGAUAGCAAUUCUGAAAAGAUAAUGACAGUCUCCUGAGUUCAUGUAUGUGUUAAAUAUAUACACUAAGGACCAAAUCUACUCUUACACUAUUUUUUUAAGCAAGAAAAGUUGCUUUUGGGGGCUGGUAAUUGGUACUGGAGAAGAGCUGGGGAAAAGGUGAAGCACCUAUUUCUCUUCACCACCCCUGGCCCCCUGCACCAGCUUUCCUGUCUAAGGAGUUCUAAAUGAGUGUUUUCCUCCAUUUGGAACUCAUGAGCUGCAAGUGGGGAGCUGACAAACAAGCAGGGGGUAAGCAGGAAGGUUUAAGAAAAGCCUAAACACCUCCCUACUCCAAAGGGGCUUUUGCUUCUUAAAAAGGACCAUUUAGGUACAGUCACACAUGCCUGUGCAUAACAUCUAGUUUGGCCAUAAUGCAAUAUUGCAGACACUUACCAGAAAGAGAGCAAACCUUAUUGAGCAAAAUGAGUAGGUGUAGCCUUGGGGGUGCAAGGCUGCAUUGCUACAUAGGCUUACUCUCAAGCAAGUCUUAGAAGUAAGUCACUUUACAUACAGUGGGACUUUCUGCAAUUGCAGCCCUGGCCUAGUAUUGUGUGUAAGACAGUGGUACACCAGAAAUCCUGAAAAGUCUAAAAGAAAACAAAUAAUAGCCAUACUCUUGGCUAUUCUGCAUUCGUUAGUGCAGAUGAAGUGGGAGUCGAUGGGAUUGUACUGCAAUAGAUUCAGCCUGUCUCUUCCUUCAUAAUCAUUGUGUCGAUGGACCUUCAACGUCUGUACUGCUUGGUCCUUCCUUUAUUCAAGUCAUUAGCUUAAAGCACUUAGUCUUGAAUAUACAAGCCCUCUAUCAAGCCACCAGUAGGAUGGUAGUGUGAGAAGCAGCAAAGGGAACUGAAAGUUGGAAAGCACUAAAUUCUCCCAACAGCAGGGCUGGGGAACCUGUGGCUCUCCAGAUGUUGAACUACAACUCCCAUCAGUCCCAGGAAGCAUGGCCAAUGUUUAGGGAUGAUGGAUGUUGUAGUUCCUCAGUCCUGUCCUAUGCUGUGCUUUUCUUCACUCUAACAAGUUUAGUACAGAUAAACUUUGCCUUAAUUUCCAACAACUGUGUUUAGGAAAACUCUGGAAACCAGUCAAAAGUGCUUCACUAAACAGUUCAGCUGCCCACUUCAAAGUAGCUGAUUGUUAUUGAGCUUUUUAGUCACUUUUUGUUGUGUUUUCAAUGACUUUCACAGAACUUUUAUGUAUUAUGUUUAUGUACUAUUAUUGUAGAAUCAUAGAAUCACAGAACUGUAGUGUUGGAAGGGAUCCUGAGGGUCAUCUAGUCCAACCCCCUGCAAUGUAGGAAUCUCAGCUAGAUCAUACAUGACAGACGGCCACCCAACCUCCGCUUAAAAACCUCCAAGGAAGGAGAGUCCACCAGUUCUCGCAGGAGUCUGUUCUACUGCCAAACACCUCUUACUGUCAGAAAGGUCUUCCUGAUGUUUAGUCAGGGUGGUUGGGGAAACCCAGCCAGAUGGGCAAGGUAUAAAUGUUGUUGUCAUCAGAAUCUCCUUUCUUGUGACUUCAAUCCAUUGAUUCUGGUCCUAGCCUCUGGAGCCAGAAAAAACAAGCUUGUUUCAUCUUCCAUGUGACAACUCUUUAGAUAUUUGUAGGCUGCUUAUAUUCUAAACUGCUUUGAGCACAAACAUGUUGCUGAAAAUGCAGUACAGAAAUGCAUUGACUAUGGCUAAUAAAUAAUGUCUAGACAUCAUUUGGACAUUUCCUUGGUAGAUGAUGGCAUUCACAGAAACCUGUGAAGGCUGGAGGUUCCUUGUUGGGAUCUCUGGUAACCUGUAAAUACCUUUUAUCUCUAGCACGCAAGAUCCAAGGUUUGUGUAUUAUGUGUGAACGUAAAGGUGGUAGUCAUCUGAGGCCUCAUCUGCAGUAUACAUUCAAAGCAGUAUCAUGCUGCUUUAAACAAACAUGACUUCCCUCAAGGAAUUAUUGAAACUAUCGUUUGUUAAGGGUGCUGAGAGUUGUGAGGUUGUCCUAUUCCCCUCACAGAGUUACACUUUUUAGAGUGGCUUAAAAGGUCUAUCCCUCUUCCAGGGUAACUCCCUCAGGAUUCUUUGGGUGAAGGCACGACUGUUUAUUGUGACAUGAGACUGCUUUAAAUAUAUAGUGCAGAAAAUGGAGCUGUAGUAACGUGUAGAUGGCCCAACUGAAAUGGGAACUCAUUGCAUUUUGCAUUUUUAGGGGUAUAUCUGCUGUAAAAGAGACUAGAGGUGAAUGACAGGUUACUCAACACCAAGGUAGAAAACUUCAGAUAGUGUUGAACUCUCCACUUCCAUCAUUCCCAGUGAGUCUGGCGGUUCCCUAACUGCGAGAAGCGAAGUUACAGGGAAACAGGUAGAGGGCCUUCUCAGUAGUAGUGCCUGCCCUAUGGAAGGCCCUCCCAUCAGAUGUCAAGGAAAUAAACAACUAUCUGACUUUUAGAAGACAUUUGAAGGCAGCCCUGUUUUGGGAAGUUUUUAAUGCCUGAUGUUUUAUUGUGCUUUUAAUUCUGUUGGGAGCCGCCCAGAGUGGCUGGGGAAACCCAGCCAGAUGGGCAGGGUAUAAAUUAUUCUUAUUAUUAGGUAUUAUAAGAGUCAGAGUCUCAUGAUGUCUGGAUGGUUACUCCUAUUCUACACAUACUGUAUAUGCCUCCGUUGGAUGGAUGCCUGGUCCUAGCUGUUUGUUUAUUUAUUGGAAAUACCACUUUUCCUCACAUAGGCUUGGGUCCUCCUCACUAAGUUUUCUGUGAUGGUUCCAGCCCUGGAGUGGAGAUGCUCAUGGGAUGCUCCUGCCAGUAGAAGUGGGAGAGAUGCAGUAUUCAUCCCUGCAGACCUGCAUGUGUAUAGACAUGGAUGCAGGGCUGUCGAUCACAUGGAAAACCUGUGUCUGCAACACUGUUAUCUGUGUAGGCUCCUGUUUCAAAUAUUCUGCUGAAUGAUACAUGCUGAUGGAAGUUGGAGUCCAAAAUGUCUAGAGGGCACCAGGUUGGGGAAGGCUGGUCCAAAUUGUGAUAUGCACACAUUUCCCCAGGAAACAAUACACCUUCCUUCGGCCCACAGAAGUUUGUUUCAUGGCUAGCUUCCUGCUCUUGCAUCGCUCUCUUGGCACCCGAGCUAAUGGCUCUGUGGCUUCCUACUUCUGCGUUAGCAGGGGGGUGGGGCAGGGAGCACUAACUUCUUGUGGGCAUAAACAGCAGCUUUCUGAUCAUUCCUGGCAAAUUUGCCCUGAGGCAUCGUGCUGGUUUGAAAGCCAUUCUGUCCAGAUCCUAACUUAGCUGGACUGCCCAUCCCCUUGGGUAGUUGUAAACAAUGCAUCUUUCACAAGAGUGCUCCACUGAUACUUUGCUCAGAGUUCAACUGGCCCAGCCAAGCAGAGUGCUGAUGUGGCCUCCAUUCAGUUCAUUGUUCUGCCUAAAAUGCACAACCCUCUGCACAUGGAGAUCCUUCCUUGAUAUAUUAAAUCCAUAAUUUCAUGUGUCGGCUACUUGGCUCUGCCCAGCAUUUAGUGGCAGGUGAAAACAGGAAAAUGUAAGGCAAGUUGAGUGAUUGUGCGGCAAAGGAGGAGCUGAGUUCAUUCUUUCCCUCUGACCGAGAUUGUUCUUGUCAUCGUGGGAUAUGUUUUUCCUUGUCUUAUUGAAGAUGGAACCUUCCAGGCAGCAUCUGGUUGAGCGUGUUGUGCCAGUGCAAACGGACAUUGUCUCUCUGAAGGAAAGGCUGAGUGCUGGAAUGGGGAUGUCAGUAACUGCUGGCUGCUGAUGGGGAGUGAGGGAGAGGGGGAAAGCAAAAUCUCAGCAUAAAAAAAAUUCUGAUCACAUGUCUACAGUCAGAAUACUGUCUGAGAGCAGGGAGAGGCAACGCAGCUUGGCGACAGAGCGUAUGUUCUUCACGAAGAAGCUCCCACAGUUUAGCCUUCGACCUCCAAAGAAACUGUAAAGCAGCUGGCAGCCAUAUUGGGUUUGAUCAGCCUCCCCAACGUUGUGCUGUUGAACUUCAGCUUCCAUCAUUCCUGACCAUAGUCCAAUUCUGCUUUUCUAAAUUGGCUACAUUCUGCUGAUGCAGUCACACAUGUAGUCAAUAGUUGCAUUCCACAGUGCAUUCCUAUGCAGGCUUACUUAGAAGUAAGUCCUCUGUUGCUUAAGUGGGCCUUACUCCCAGGUAGGUGUAUAUAUGAUUGCCCCUUGACGUGAGAGGUGUCAUUAGACUAAUCUGUUGUUUAACUUUCUCAAUACAAACGUGACUCGUAAUGCACGCAGAAUUGAAUUUAUUUUGGGACAGCAUUUAUUUAAAUCUGUGAGAGCUUUGAUUGAAGGUUGGCUUAUUGAAGUUUGUGUUUCCAAGUCCCAGUAGGAGAAAAUAUGCUUUAAUCAGAGUUAAACUAAUCCAUGUGAAAAUCCUAGUGAAGAUUAGGCUGUUGUAAUGAUAUCCAUGUAUGUAUCCAUGUAUGCUGGUCAAAAUGAAUUCUACAUAGAAACCUGGAAUUUCAUUGACUUAUUAAUGUGGGGCAGCCUCCCCCCCCCCACUUUUUUUUGGCAACUACAGAUUUAAACCUCCUCAAAUAAAGCCACUCAUACCCAUAAACUGUACAAAAUUGUAUCAAAAGACAAACCAUUUUUAAAAAUCACACAUUGGCCUUGACAUUUUUAUUUUGCCCUAAAACAAAGUAGGUUUCUCCCCCCAACUUAAUCUUGCAUUGUUUCAUCGCUUCUCCAUAUAUUUUAAACAGGUUAUAAGACAAAAUUCAUAAAGCACUGAAUAAUCAUAAAUUAAAAACUUAACUGAAGCCUUUGUGCCAGAAAGCAUCUAUUCUGACCCACGCCCCUUUUGCCUAAUUGAGUCAUUCCUAAAAAGGAUAUCUAUCUCAGAAAAAAUCCAGCUUGCAGGAAAAAGAAGUUAUCAAUAAUUUCAUUGGUAAGAGUAUCUGUUAAACUUCAUCAUAAGUGGAUGCAUUUCAAUUUACAAUGAGAUUCUAGGGAAACAGUGAUUAUAUGAAAUGGUUUUCAAACUGUUUUUAUUCUAAUAGCUUUUUUACUUUAUUUAUAGCAUAAUCCUAUAUAUGUCUACCCAGAAGUAUAUCCCAUUGAGUUCAACUGGGUUUACUCCUGUGUAAAUGGGUAUGGGAUUGCAGCCUUAAACUUCUUAUUUUUGCCAUGAGGUCUUGCCAUAUAUUUAACUAUAAUAAAAGGUGUCUGAAAAGUCUUUUUUAACCAUUAUACUGAUUGAGAACCUUCCAACGGUAUUCUGUUUCUAUUCCUUGUAUACUUUUAUUUCUUGUUGUUAUUACUUAAUUGGUCACCAUUUCUUGAUGUUCUGUUUGCCUCAAGUCUUCUAUAAACCCAAGCAAAAGUCAAAUUGGAGACUUAGGUAAUGAUUAUAAAGAUUUAUUUCUAAUACUUUCUGUUCCAUUGUCCUAAAUAAUCUCUCCCCUCCACUGCAUAUGCAUGUCAUUGGCAGUGCAUCUUGAAUACGGCCAGUGUGCUGUCUGGCGUUCCCAUAUUGAACUUGCUUAUCUUAACAAGGGGUAAGAUGCCAUUUCUUAUGCUGUUUUUAUUAGCUUAUCUCAUUAGCAAAUGAGGCGUUUCACUUUUCAUGAGUUUUCUCCCCCUACGUAUUGUUCCAUUUAAGUUUUAACCUUUGAAUUUUUUAACAGUCACCUCUUUGUGUAACAAACUAUGCACUAUUGAGAAAAGUCAAUAAAAAAACUUUUCAAAGUUCCUCUGCAGCCCAUCUUCACAUAUGUGCUACAGUGCCUUUUGUGGAAACAAUGAAAUAACAAAGAUCUGUUGUUACUUUCCAUACAAUCACAGAUACUACCAUCUUAAAUUCUCCCUCCUUUUAAAAAGAUGCAUUCCAUAAUAUUGUUACAAUGACACAGUUCCCGUACAGUGGUACCUCGGAUUACAUACGCUUCAGGUUACAGACUCCGCUAACCCAGAAAUAGUACCUCGGGUUAAGAACUUUGCUUCAGGAUGAGAAGAGAAAUCACGCGGCGGCGGCGCAGUGGCAGCAGGAGGCCCCACUAGCUAAAGUGGGACCUCAGGUUAAGAACAGUUUCAGGUUAAGAAUGGACCUCCAGAACGAAUUAAGUUCUUAACCCGAGGUACCACUGUAAUUACAAACUCUCUAUUAGUAUCCUUACUCUUCACUGAAGAAGACUGGUAUUGUAGGUAAUGUAUCAAAAAUCAAUUUAUAUUUUGACUGUUUCCCAGUUUGAUAAUAAUGUUUUCACCAAUAUAGAUAUGUUGUGUCCAGCUUUUCCAUUCAUACCUUUGACAUGACAUUUAAUGGCACAUAUUUAUCAUCAGCAGGGGCGGAUCUACUAUGAAACUCAUGAAGCUUAAGCUUCAGGGCCCUAAUCCCAGAGGAGCCCCAGAAGUGACUUUAGUUCAUAUUGCUUAAAAAAAUAUAUGGGUCUAGUAAAUCCAGUUUGAGUCGUGCAACCGCCCCCAUACCAGAAUUUUCUUUCAUGAGUUGCCAUUCCUAUUCUUCAGCUUUCAUUACAACUUGUGACAUAUCUGCAUAUGUUUAAAAUAAUAAUAAACUGAAAGAGUCAGAGGAGAAACAAUAAGCAGCUUUUUGCCCUUUUCCAGGGUUCCAAUUUUAAAGCAAAACAAAUAAAUUCCCCUUCUGGGAUUUGUUCUUUGCUGCUUAAGCGUUGCAUUCUUGCACUAAUUUCUAAUUGGAUUUCCUUUGAAAUUGCCUGACUAGAUUCUAUUAGUUGCAGAAACCAAACAGCAUCCCAUUGGGGCAUUGUUGAGUUUCAUAUUCUUAUAUUCUCAUUCUUUCCCAGAACUGUAAAACCACAUGCAUGCUAGGUUCCAGGCUGUGCUCUUUCCACCCAAAGGCUCCCUGGCUUGAUCUGUGUUGAUAGGCCUGAACCAAAGAUGGGUUAUUAAGUGCUGUAAAAGGGACGGUUGCUUGUUCUGACCUUGCUUAUUUUGUGUUUGUUUUCCUCUGCCAUGAUUCGUCACAGCCCAAACUGAACUAAAGCAGACGAGUAAAGCAUAAAAUGUUUAAGAUGGAGUCUGUGAAAAUUGUCAUGAGCAGAUUCUGAAGGAACUUGUCAAUUUUAAUACCACUACCACUACUACUACUAAUAAUACAGUAUUUGCAUGGUGCCUUCCUGCAUUCAAAGCACUACACUUGCAUUUUCUGGUUGCUUGGAAGAGACUUACUACGAGGCAAUGUAAUUGCCAUCUUCAAAUAUUGGAAGGGUGGGCUGCCUCAUAGAUGAUGCAGCACGCUUGUUUUCUGUGGCUCCAGUGGGGGGAGCCUGAACCACCAGAGGGUUCAAAUUACAAGAAAGGGAUUUCAAGUAAAUUCUAGGAAGACCUUCCUGAAAGUACAAACUAUUGGUACUGCCUGGAAAACUGGCACACUCUUCUUCACUGGAGGCUUCUAACCAGAAACUGGAAGGCCAUCUAUCAGUUGCAGUCUUCUUGCGCUAUGAUGCUAUAAUUCUUACAAGAGUCCAGUAAGUGUUAGAAUAUAGGUUAAGUGACUCAGGGAGAUGAAUGAAUGAAUGAAUGAAUGAAGGUAAGGCAAUAUUAUUGCAAGGGGGAGGGGCUGACCAAGAGUGGCUUGCCCAAAGCCACCUACUGAGUUCAUGGCUUCCUAUAGUUCAGUUUCAUAGCCACUGCUACACUAUAGGCAGAUGGGGCUUCUCAACCAUCUAGGAGAAGGAAAACUCUGAUCUGAAACCACCACUGCCUUGCAGGAUAUCUUUGGGCAAAGAAAGGGCUAAGGAGUAAACCCUACACAGGUGGAGUCCCUAAGACAGUUGGAUGGUGCCUCCUUCUGGCAACUCUUGCAGCCAAGCUUGUGCCAAAUGUAUUGCUCUGUUUUCCUUUGGACUACAUCAGUGAGGCUGUCUCUCAAGACAGACGGAUGCCAACUGCACUAUGCCAGCUCUCUAUUUGUUGCAUUGUUUUAGGCUUUCCUAAUUUAAAAGACUUAACGUUCAGCAUGUUGAGGUCAGGAUUUCAAUACAUUUUUAAUACUAUGUCUCCAAGAAAUAUGGUGCUAGGGUAAGGAGAUGCACUAUAUGUUACUUACUGCUUGGAAAUUUCACUAUUUCUGAGCCUCUGGUAUGGCAUCUGCAAACUCAUAAUAAAAUACUUUCCAUUCUAACAACUUGUGGCUUUCUAGUCUCCCAUGUUCUGUGUGGAUGCUGGUGGGGUGAAGAGGAAAAUCAUGUACAAUGCGGUAUGGAUUUUUACAAUACUCUCCACAAUGGAACACUGGUAGGGGUAGUUAUGCUUUCCCUUCUCAGGGAUGUGGAACGAGGUGUGGAACCUGUAGCCCUACAGUAAUUGUUGGGUUCAACUCCCAGCAGCCCCAGCAAGCACGGCCAAUGAUAAGGAGCAAUGAGAAUUACAGGCGUAGACCAACAGCCUGUAUGUGGGGGGCCACAAGUUCCCCCUCCCUGCUGUAAUAUAAGCAACAAUAAAGCAGGACAUCUGAUUUCUGAUUUCAUAGAAUCAUAGAAUCAUAGAGUUGGAAGAGACCACAAGGGCCAUCGAGUCCAACCCCCUGCCAAGCAGGAAACACCAUCAGAGCACUCCUGACAUAUGGUUGUCAAGCCUCUGCUUAAAGACCUCCAAAGAAGGAGACUCCACCACACUCCUUGGCAGCAAAUUCCACUGUCGAACAGCUCUUACUGUCAGGAAGUUCUUCCUAAUGUUUAGGUGGAAUCUUCUUUCUUGUAGUUUGGAUCCAUUGCUCCGUGUCCGCUUCUCUGGAGCAGCAGAAAACAACCUUUCUCCCUCCUCUAUGUGACAUCCUUUUAUAUAUUUGAACAUGGCUAUCAUAUCACCCCUUAACCUCCUCUUCUCCAGGCUAAACAUGCCCAGCUCCCUUAGCCGUUCCUCAUAAGGCAUCGUUUCCAGGCCUUUGACCAUUUUGGUUGCCCUCCUCUGGACACGUUCCAGUUUGUCAAUGUCCUUCUUGAACUGUGGUGCCCAGAACUGGACACAGUACUCCAGGUGAGGUCUGACCAGAGCAGAAUACAGUGGCACUAUUACUUCCCUUGAUCUAGAUGCUAUACUCCUAUUGAUGCAGCCCAGAAUUGCAUUGGCUUUUUAGCUGCCGCGUCACACUGUUGGCUCAUGUCAAGUUUGUGGUCAACCAAGACUCCUAGAUCCUUUUCACAUGUACUGCUCUCAAGCCAGGUGUCACCCAUCUUGUAUUUGUGCCUCUCAUUUUUUUGCCCAAGUGCAAUACUUUACAUUUCUCCCUGUUGAAAUUCAUCUUGUUUGUUUUGGCCCAGUUCUCUAAUCUGUCAAGGUCGUUUUGAAGUGUGAUCCUGUCCUCUGGGGUGUUAGCCACCCCUCCCAAUUUGGUGUCAUCUGCAAAUUUGAUCAGGAUGCCCUUGAGUCCAUCAUCCAAGUCGUUGAUAAAGAUGUUGAAUAAGACCGGGCCCAAGACAGAACCCUGUGGCACCCCACUAGUCACUCUUCUCCAGGAUGAAGAGGAACCAUUGAUGAGCACCCUUUGGGUUCGGUCAGUCAGCCAGUUACAAAUCCACUGAGUGGUAGCAUAGUCAAGACCACAUUUUACCAGCUUCUUUACAAGAAUAUCAUGAGGCACCUUGUCAAAUGCCUUGCUGAAAUCAAGGUAGGCUACAUCCACUGCGUUCCCUUCAUCUACCAGGCUUGUAAUUCUGUCAAAAACGAGAUCAGGUUAGUCUGACAUGACUUAUUUUUCAGAAAUCCAUGCUGACUAUUGGUGAUCACAGCAUUCCUUUCUAGGUGCUCACAGACUGUUUGCUUAAUGAUCUGCUCCAGAAUCUUCCCUGGUAUUGAUGUCAGACUGACUGGGCGGUAAUUAUUUGGGUCCUCUCUUUUCCCCUUUUUGAAAAUAGGGACAACAUUUGCCCUCCUCCAGUCUGCCGGGACUUCGCCUGUUCUCCAGGAAUUCUCAAAGAUGACUGCCAGUGGUUCUGAGAUCACAUCUGCCAGUUCUUUUAAUACUCUUGGAUGCAGUUCAUCUGGCCCUGGAGACUUGAAUACAUCUAAACUAGCCAAGUAUUCUUGUACUAUCUCCUUAGUUAUUCUGGGCUGUGUUUCCUUUGCUGAAUCAUUUGCUCCAAAUUCUUCAGGUCGGGCAUUGUUUUCUUUAUCGGAGAAGACUGAGGCAAAGAAGGCAUUGAGGAGUUCAGCCCUUUCUGUGUCCCCUGUUUGCAUUUCACCAUCUUCUCCUCUGAGUGACCCCACUGUUUCUUUGUUCUUCCUUUUGCUACGGACAUACCCAUAAAAGCCUUUUUUGUUGCUUUUAACCUCUCUAGCAAGCCUGAGUUCAUUCUGUGCUUUAGCUUUUCUGACUUUGUGUCUACACGUGCUGGCUAUUUGUUUGAAUUCCUCUUUGGUGGUUUCCCCUUUUCCAUUUUUUGUACACAUCCUUUUUAAUCUUAACUCAGUUAAAAGUUCUUUAGAUAGCCACCCUGGCUUCUUUAGGCACCUUCCAUGUUUCUGUCUCAUUGGUAUUGCCUGACGUUGUGCUUUUAGUAUCUCCCUCUUAACAAACUCCCAGCCAUCAUGAACUCCCUUUCCUUUUAGUAUUACUGUCCAUGGGAUCUCACCCAGCACUUCCCUAAGUUUUAUGAAGUCAGCUUUCUUAAAGUCAAGAAAUUGAGUCCUAGUAUGCUUGGCUGCUCCUUUCCGCUGUAUAGUAAACUUCAGAAGAGCAUGAUCACUCGCGCCUAAUGAUCCUUCCACUUCUACCCCACUAACCAGGUCAUCAACAUUGGUUAGGACCAGAUCUAAAAUGGCUGUUCCUCUUGUUGCUUCUCCCACUUUCUGGACAAUGAAGUUGUCUGCAAGGCCAGUGAGGAAUCUGUUUGACCUUAUGCUCUUGGCUGAGUUUGACAUCCAACAAAUAUCCGGGUAAUUGAAGUCCCCCAUUACUACUAUCUCCCUUCCUUUUGCAUGCUUGGCCAUCUGUUCCAGGAAGGCAUCAUCUAUGUCCUCCGUUUGGCUUGGGGAUCUAUAGUAAACUCCCACAAUGAGGUCACUGUUAUUCUUCUCUCCCUUAAUUUUGACCCAAAUGCUCUCACUUUGGCUUUGAGGUUCUAAAUCUUGGAUCUCUUCACAGGUAUACACAUCCCUGACAUAUAACGCCACUCCUCCUCCUUUCUUGUCUGGUCUGUUUCUCUGAAAUAGAUUGUAGCCCCCGGAUUAUUUACAUUCCAAUCGUGGGACUUAUCCCACCAGGUUUCAGUGAUGCCUAUUAUGUCAUAUUUAGUUUGCUGUACCAAGAGCUCAAGCUCAUCUUGUUUAUUUCCCAUGCUUUGCGCAUUAGUGUACAGACAUUGAAGUCCAUUAAUCAUUCCCCGUGACUCUUAUUUAAGGAUUUUUUCCUCCCACCACUAGGUCUGUGUGCUGUUUGCUCCAUUUGGUCUAUGACAUUUGGAUGAUCAUCUUCAUCAAUUGAUAGACUCCUACCUUCAGGAGCACUGUCUCCCUCCCCACAUUAGUCAGUUUAAAGCCCUCCUGAUGAGGUUUCUGAGAUUUUUGGCAAAAACAUUUCUCCCAACCGUUGUGAGGUGCAGCCCAUCGCUUGCCAGAAGUCCAUCUUCAAGAAACUGCAGUCCGUGAUCUAAGAAUCCAAACCGUUCCUGUUUACACCAUUUGCGAAGCCAGCUGUUCACUUCCACUAUUUUCCCUCUCUCCCUGGGCCACGUCGUUCAACUGGGAGGACAGAUGAGAUCACAAUUUGUGCAUUUAAUUGCUUCAAUUUCCUGCCCAGAGCCUCGUAGUCUCUUUUGAUCUUCUGGAGGCUAUUGCUUGCAGUGUCAUUGGUUCCCACAUGAACCAAGAGGAAGGGGUAUUUGUCAGUGGGUUUUAUGAUUCCUUGCAGUCGUUCAGUUACAUCUUGGAUCUUAGCCCCGGGAGACAGCACACUUCCCGAGACAUCUUGUCAGGCCCACAGAUCACUGCUUCUGUUCCCUCAGUAGGGAAUCCCCUAUCACCACUACACGCCUCCUCUUAGGUUUGGUCGGGGUUCUUCCGUGAGCUGUCCGCUCCAAGGUCGCCUGCACAUUCCCUGAGGACUGACUUUGCUGCUCGUCUUCAUAUACCUGAUCGACUGUAAUGAGGGAGAGAUCCUCAAAUGGAGUCUGCUCUUCGUCUUCCAUGCUAGGGGAGAGGACCUCAAAGCGAUUGUGUAUUUCUAAACAAUCAGAGCGAACCCUGGGCCUCCUACUUCUUUGAGUCACGUUUCUCCAUAUAUCUGGCUCCUGUGUUGGUGAACUAGCGUCCUUCUCAGGGGAGUCCCCUGUCUCCUCCUUGGUGGAGACGGUGUGCUCUGUUGCUUCCAAGAAGAGCUCCAGCUCUCUAAUUCUUUGGAGCGUAGCUACACGUUCCUCCAGUUGCUGGACUUUGUCUUUUAAGAGGGCAAUCAACAUGCAAUUGCUGCAGGUAAAGCUGCCUGCAACCUUUGGCAAGAUGGCAAACAUUGCGCAGGAACCGCAGGCAACUGCAGCUGUUCCCUCCCCCUCCAUCUUGAGAACGUGUUGUUGGGGGUGGCUACAGCGGUCCUCCAUCAUAAAAAGCGUGAAGGCAGGAAAAUAACUCCCCCACAAAAAACCUAGGUCUCCCCAACAAACGUUUGAGACUAGCUUCCCUAAAUCUAAAAGAUGGAUCAAACUGCGCGCGCCGCUAGGCGCGCGCCGCUGCCCUGCAAACUCUGAUAAGCUCCUCCCACAGCUAAUCACCUGCCUCAACAGAAACCCUGCCCCCUCUGACCUUUGCACAGGGAGAGCAGCCAAUCAGCCACAAAGAAACACACACACACACAAGAAAACCCUUUUGCUCCUUCUUCAACUGCUGCCCUGCAAACUCUGAUAAGCUCCUCCCACAGCUAAUCACCUGCCUCAACAGAAACCCUGCCCCCUCUGACCUUUGCACAGGGAGAGCAGCCAAUCAGCCACAAAGAAACACACACACACAAGAAAACCCUUUUUGCUCCUUCUUCAACUGCUGCCCUGCCAUUUUCCUUCAGCUGUGUUGAAAUGUCCAGAUACUCCCGAUUAUUGUUAUUUUUUAAAAAAUAUUCUUGAUACUUUCUGGGUGUGACACGAGAAGCCUCCAAAACAAAGAUCCUGAAUCUAGUUAUAAAACAAUGAGUGCUCAAGGGUGCUCCAAACAAUAAUGGUUAGCAAACAGAUUAUCACUUAGCUGAAUUCAGUGGCACUGGCUUUACUUGUAAGGAUCAGAGGCCAUUGAUGUAAAUAGGAACUACAUCUUUUUUUAAUUUCAGAAUUUUUUCAAAAUGUGUUCCGUUACAUUUUUUUAGUUGGACAAAAGUGGAUGCAGAUCCAGACAUGCUCUGAUUUCGGACAUUUCUGACUUGCAGUAACACUGGGGUAGCCAACGUGGUGCCCUCCAGAUCUUAUGGACUAUAGCUCUCAUUAGCUGCAGCCAGCAUGGCCUAUGUCAGGGAUGAUGGAAGUUGUAGCCCAAAACAUCUAAAAGGCACCAUGUCUGAAAGUAGCAUAUUUGAUUUUUUUUAAUGGGUUAGAAAUGACUCUAGGGUGGGACAAGAGGAGCAUGCUGGCUUCAAGGCAUAACUGUUCUACAGUGCUGGAAGAUAUGGGAGAUUACAGGAGCUUAAAAGUCUGGUCAAGGUUCAUUCAUGCAAAGAAGGGAGAGGUAAAGUAUUAGCUAGCUGACCUCUGGCCAGUUCUUAGUAAAUUGUCUUGGAGACUUUUGUUGGUUUCCAUUCCCCUCAAGGUCUGCUUGGUACACCAGGGACAGGUCUUUCCCAACAACAGUGUGUGUUAAGAGUUUUUAUUGCUGUUUCAGAGAAGAUCAACUGACCACAUCAGCUAAUCUUGUAAAUUCCAAGUAGACUAUGACGGGUUGUACAAGGAGGCUCAAGAUUAAAGGGCAUGUGACAUCAGCAGGAGCUGUGGGGUGCAGAAUUUUAUAGAAGGCUCUAGACCAGGAGUCAGCAACCUUUUCCAGCCGUGGGCUGGUUCACCAUCCCUCAGACCAUGUGUUGGGCCGGACUAUAUAUAUUUUUGGGGGGUGGGAAUGAACGAAUUCCUAUGCCCCACAAAUAUCCCAGAGAUGCAUUUUAAAUAAAAGCACACAUUCUACUAAUGUAAAAACACGCUGAUUCCCAGACCGUCUGUGGGCCGGAUUGAGAAGGUGAUUGGGCCACAUCCGGCCCCUGGGCCUUAGGUUGCCUACCCCUGCUCUAGACUAUUGUGUGAACCUUCAGUAAAACACAUACAGAUGCAUGCAUGGACUUAAAUGUUUCUACCUGGGUUCAUUUUGGUUUGGCCUAGAUCUUUUAAGACUGUGCUGUUUAUAAAGCCAUCACCCAAGGGCCAGGAGACUCGCUAGGGUGUCUGGUUGGCAAACCUGCAUGAACUGCAACAAAAGCUUUGACAUUGCCACAUGUGGUGUUUCUUUGUUGCUAGGGAGUGGUAGGUAGGCAUUCCUCUUCUCCAUGCUAGUAAGAUCUGACUUUAACUGGCCUCAGGAUGGGACUCUGAGGGGGCUCAGAACCAGUGGCUUCUCCUUACUCUCUAGUCAUGCGGGGGCUCUGGACGGCUAGGGUGUGGCCCCUCUUAGCAGUGGGAUGGGUGUUGCCUCUAGGGAAUAUGAGGAAGUCAGUGGGUGGGAAUGAUUUGCAGGAGGGGAUAUUAUGAGUCCUGCUAGUUACUACAGACAGGAUUGGCCUAGAGAGUCCUAAGGGCUAGACAGAGAAUCCUGGAGGACUGCAUUUGGCCCCAGACCAGAGGUACAGAUAAUUAAUAUAAAUCUGGGUGGUGUUGGGCUUUUUCCCUUCAUUGUCAAAAAUGGAUCUAUUUCACCCAGGACUCAUGACCCUCUGAAUUAAUACGGUUUUAGAUCUGGGUUGGGUCUUCUCAGAUGUCAGUGCCAGGCACCGUGCCUACAGGUCUUGAACCCUAAUUCAGAUUUCACAGUAUCAACUAGUAUCUCCUGCUUAUCUGCUCUGCUUCUGGCGAGUAAUGCAAAGUGGCUGUGGGUGGUUUGGGGAAAGCUGACUUCGUGCCCUGAAGGCCACCAUGUGAUCUUAGGGCUUUAAGUACACUAAUGUGAUUUUUAAAAAAAACUAAUUGAAUUUGGUAAAAAUUGGCCCAUGUUUGACUGAAAGUAAUCGAUUGAAAGAAUCAAUGGUGUCUCUGGAACCCAUCAUUUGUGGUGGCUUGCUUAGCAACAGAAGGAAUAUCGGGUGUGGGAAUGCAAUGCUGCUAUUUAACAGUUACCUCUCAUCAGCUACUCACUCUUGGUUGGGAAUGGGGAGAAAAUUGAUUUCAGCUUCCAUUUAAGGAUGACUCUCUCUAAUUCACACUUCCUGAAACAUCUGAGACACAGCCAUCCUUCAGAAGUCACACUGCAAUGCAGUUUUCCAGCCAAGUAAUGGGUACAAAAAUGCAUAUACUGGGGUAAUGUGUGCAUUAAAAUGCAUAUAGUAGUGCAAGUAACAUUGCAAAAAUGCAUCGUAUUGGAGGAAAUUGCUUUGCAAAAAUGUGUAAAUUAGGGGAAAUUGCAUACAAACAUGUGUAUGUAAGGAGAAAUUCACUCUAUAAUACUGAUGGACUUUCAUGAGGACUUAAAGAAAAAAAUCACAAACUGAUGUGGGGAUGUGGGAAAUUGAACUUAAGGUUAGAAAAACAAGAAACAGAAAUUGACAAACUCGUCCAUCCCUGCUCUCGGUACAUGAGCAUUUUAGAAGUUCCAAGUUCUCAAGACAGCAGGGUGCAAAAAAUGUACUUCUGAAACAUUCUGCAGCUCACAUCUAUAGCUGAGGAAGAUUCAAAAGCUUCCUUCCAGAAUCAUAAGCACUAGCUGGCGCUAGUUUAUCUGUUUCUCAUUUCUGUGGGACCAGCAUGCCCUGCUUAAGCUCUCAUAGUAUAGUGUCACACAUUUUCCAUUACACCUCUUAUUUAUGCAAACAUGUACUGUGUUUCAAACCUAGCCAUGCUUAGCAGUAACUGUGCGGCGGGGGCGGGGGGAGGAAGUGAAAUGACAGCAUCACAACUCCGCUUGCCUUUUUACCAGUGACUAAUUGGUAGUUGUUCUGGGGGGGGUGGGGAAUGCUGUUAUUGCCAGAGUAUACAAUUUUCUUCAGAAGUGCUGGAUGUUGGUACAUGGUUGGCAUAGGUGAAGGCUGAACGGGACUUUACAUAUCAAACAGGUUUGAUUCUGCUGAGCGCUAUAAAGUUUGAAAGCGAAAAACUUCUUUAUAAAAACACGUGCUGGACACAUGCACAGAAACUACAGCCAGUCACUUCUUUCUUGCUGGUAUGCAUCCUGUAACCAGCUGUGUUUGCUUGCACCAGGAGUAAGAGACCUUUGGCCCUCCAGAUGUUGCCAAACCAUAACUCUCAUCAGCCCCAGCAAGUAUGGCCAGUAGUCAGGAGUGAUAGGAGCUGCACUUCAGCAACAUCUGGAGAGCCAAAUGUUCCCCUAACCUGACUUACACACAUAUCCCCUAUAUCAGGCAUAGGCAAAUUCGGCCCUCCAGAUGUUUUGAGACUACACUUCCCAUCAUCCCUGGCCACUGGUCCUGUUAACUAGGGAUGAUGGGAGUUGUAGUCCCAAAACAUCUGGAGGGCCGAGUUGGCCUAUGUCUGCCCUAUAUGCUGAGACAUAAGGCUUAUCCACACCUCCAUUUGCCCCAACUCUCUCUCACACACACCCUGGAAAAUCCAUGGCUCAGUGCCCUUGGGUUUUCUGCAGAUUGCUGUUUGUUCCAAUUCAGCAGUAAAGAGUGUGUUUUCCAGGGAAAAGCUGCAGAACAAAUGCAAAACCACUUGGACCCAUGCCCAGAAAGCACAGGGACCCUGUGGGACAAGCAGAAAUGUGGAGAAGCCCAUAGUGUGUGUGCACAGGAACUGCCAGGCAGAUCAAGUGCUAAUUGGUUUCACGCCUCAAGUCUUGUCUGUCUGUUAAGACACAAAAGUUCAGGCUGCCCUACCAUCAAUCCAGUUUGUUUCACAAGCCAUCUUGCUUGUUUACCCAGUUUGACAGCUUUACAUUUUAAUUCCUAAGCCUUUGUACAAGACCUUCUUGAGAAAGGUUGCAUGCAAUGGAUUGCUACCUUGGUGGACUGUAACUUGCAUCGCACCUUGGUUUUGUGACUGCUAGCCUCAUGGAACUGGAAUAAACCUUCUUUUCAAAACUUUGUCACUGGGAAGCCUGUCUCCAGUAAUCUUGUGAGGAUGUCUGCCUGUUGCUGAUAUGACCCUGUUUUCAAGUUAACUGUUCCCUUUGUACAUAGCAGUACAACUACCCUAUAAACCUCUGGCCUAGGACCUAAAACAGGAGACAUUCAAACAAUAAAGCUACAGUAUGUCUAUAACUACCUGAGGCAGGGGUCUCACUGUAACCAGCAGUGUUACAAGGGAGUUUUGAGGCUAGAUCUGUACACGGUAGCAAAAGAUCAGACUUCCACUACGCAUCAACAAUUUUACAUGGCAAGAACCACAAAAUAGUUAGCAAUUUACUGUAUGGAGCUCAAUCACAUCAUGAUGACUCAGAUUAGGAAGUGUUGCAAUCUUGAGUUUGUCUGACAUGUAUUUUCAUACAGGGCACGGUUAUGCUUCAUUUGUUCCUCAAUCUUGUCUGGUAUGCUGAGAAACAAAUUGAAUAAAGCGCUGAUGCUGUCAAUAAAGCAAGCCUGGGUCUUGUAUUGCUGGAAUACAUUGUAUUUGCAUUGGUACACAAGGUGGGCCUGUGGUCCAGAGAUGGGUUGGUGUCCUGAACUGAGAACAGCUAUGAUGUUAGCUCAAACCAUUCAAAACAGACCUGAAGAGUGAUGGAGUGGGGAAUAGUGGUAAGUGCAGGUAGAUUUCAUUGCUCCCUGCAGGUCAAAAUGACUCCUGGAUUUCUUCAUCUUGCUCUCUGCUUAUAACAGACAUUAAAAGGAAUAUCACCCACCUAAUUAUGGGGAUUGGCCAAAUGUAUUCUAUAAUUGCCUGGCACAAGAACAGAGAAGUUGGUGUGGACUGGAGAACUGAACAUCCUGAGAACCUGAACACACACACUCUCACUCACAAGACAGCUUUAAAGCUGUGAAGAGAAGUUUGAAAGUGUUGUCAGUAAUGCCUGGUAAAUAUAAGAAGUCUAGGGGGAGGUGAGCAAGAUUUCCAGUGCUUAGGUCAUGCAUUAUUCUUUGAUGCGCCACAAGCAAAUGCAGAAUAAUAUACAAAAAAAUGCCUAAUUGCUCAUGCAGGUUGCAGAAUUUGAUCAUAACUGGAACAGCAUUGGGUGCAUAUAUCCACCCUGGUUUAUAUAUAAACUGUAUUGAAAGUGUACUGGUGUUGGAAAAGUGUACUAACAAGUUCAUAUAUAGCCAACUGCUGAGUCAUCCUAGCAGAAAGUGGUAGAGCUGGUGCAUGAUGUUGGCACCUUUUCCUGGAUCUACGCAUUGCAAUGGGCUCGAGCUUUUGCUUAACAUGCUGUUUACGUUCUUUGCUACAUCCACACCUUGAUUGUUGUCAACAAAGGUUGAAUCCCAGACUGUUUCAAUUUGGCAUGCAGAGUCAGUAUUAACUGGUGUUAAAGCUGACACAGAAGCCAGGUAAAGUGUACACACCCUUAGAUCUCAUCUGGGGUUGGGCCUAGGCACUGAGCUCUUGGAAACUUCUAUAGAUGAGCAUUUUGGCAUACAUAUUUCAUGGAAAAGCUAAUGCAGCAUGAUCUUGCAUAGUCACUGCCUUGGAUGAUACCAUUUUAAUAAAACCUGUGCUAAGCGAUGAGUUUGAUGUGCGACAAAAGAGUUGGAUGUGUUCAAAUUAUAAUUCUCAUUAAUAAUGAUGUCCACUAGCUCCCAUAUAUCUAAUCUUCAAUUAACUUCUCAAAAGAUCUCUUAACGGGUUAGAGAAGCACAAUUUCCCCUUGAAGAACCUGUGCUGGUUUGACCCGAGAAGGUUAUACAAUUACUGUACCAGCAUGUCCUUAAUUAGACUCUCCAUAAUUUUCCUUGGCAUGACGAUCUGUGUGAAAGGUCUGCAGUUUCCAAAACCUCUUGAAGGUGAUCUGUACCAUAUUUAUCUUUCUCCCAGCCUUCAAGCUCAUCUCUGCAUUUGCGCAGAAAUCAAAUGAAUGGUGGGAAUGUACCACAUCUCCAUUUUCUCGAUGCACUAUUUGUGUCCUUAAAAAUAAGUAACUUUGAAUAAGGACUACUGCUUUCAGCCAAAUUUAAAAUAAAAGCAUUUUAAAGUUGCACUGCAAAGACCUCUUUCAAGUAUAGUAAAUUAAGAUAUGAUGCUGUGCAAUGUGGGGUCUACAGAAGCUUUUUGCUAAUGUAAGAGGAGAAAUGAUUUUUCUAAUUUUGUCUUCCUGCUGCAAUUCCCAGCACUUUUAAAAAAACCCAUUCUAGAUUAUUGGGGGGGGGGGCUCUCUCUCCAAAAGCAUGGAAAAUAGCACAAGGGGAUGCAGCAGGAAAGAAGGACUGAUUAACAAAAAAACCCUUCUCUUACAGUAGCAGAUUCCUCCAUUAGAUCAGAAAUCCGGCACCAGGUUUUACCCAUAGGGAACUUGGCAAACUGCAUGUCUUUCACGGUCUGUUUUUCAGUAUGCCAGUACAACCCUACCUUUUGGACUCCUCAGCCACCACUUCUCUUUCUCCAAAUAGCUUUGAAUCUGAAAUGCUUUAGUGCUUUCAUUUCAGACUGAAUGUAAAUAAGCUGUUUGGAGAACAAACUCAUAAACUAGAAUGGUAAGUAUUGUUUUGUUAAAUUUCUAUACCGCCCUUCAUCCAAGGAUCACAGGGCGGUUUACAAUAUAAAGACACAAAAAUACAUAACAUAUGAACAAAGACAAUAACCUGUUGCUUGUGUGACUAUGAUGUGGUGUGUUGAUUUAACUAGCAAGUGUGUGAGGAGCAAAUUUUGUGCAAAUAAGCAGCCCAUCUGGAAGUACCUCACAUGUUUGGUUAAUCCCAUUCCCCAUGUAGACAAAAACCUGAUGCAACACAUCUUGCUCAGGCCAGUAUAUAUCAAGGCUUCUUUUCAUGGAAUUAGCAGGGAGGGGGAGAAACAUUUACUUUGUUGCUUGUGUCACUGUGGCCAGCUGGCAGAAGAAGGAAGUAUACAGUAUCUCACUGCCCCAUUUGUGGCAAAAUAAACUAUUGCACCAGACUUCACAAUUGUUGACAUAUAUGCAUUCUCCUAACACAGUGCUGAGUGGAGCCUUCUGUCACUUGAAAAUAAUGGGACAUUGGCAUGUGUAAAUUUCAUGCAGGAUUGCAGCUAUCAACCUCAUGAAACCACAGCUUUGACCUUCCUAUUAUAAGGCUCAAGUGUCUGCCCACAAGCAUUAUAGCUUUGAAGACAAUUCACAGAACUCAGCUGCCACCAAAACACAUCCUCCCAUUUGUGGGUUUCUGUCUGCAACCAAAGUUAUUUAUAUGUGCCUUUCUCUGAGAGAAUGAUGCAAAAUCUCAAUGAACUGGGGGAAGGUUCAUUGGCAGCAUAUCCAAAAGGUCCCUGCUUACAAACGCAAAUGAUUGACUGCUUUCUUUUCUUUGCUAUGCAGCCCUUUCCCUCCUACACAUUCAAAAGUGUGAAUGCAGAAAUUGUGCUAAGUUUCAGAAUUGCUAACACUCAAUGCUUCUACUACAGCAUUGCCUGGAGGUGUCCACUGCAUUUGAGGUCCACAUUACACAAACAUGGAAUAAAUGACUCAUUUUGCAAUGCAUCCUGAGGUGGCAUGCCUAAGGACAUUUACUAGAGAAGUUUAAUUGAACUCACUGGGAUUUGUUUCUGAAUAAACAUGCUUAGGAUUGCAAUGUGCAUCUGGCACAGAAAUCUGGAAAUGGGCACAUAAAAUCAUAUUGCCAGCAAAGUAUUGAAUAAUAUUGCAAGUAUCAAAGCUUCUUUCAUGUGGCUGAGCUUGUACUCAGAGGCUAUGUGUUUCUCUCUCUCUCUCUCUCUCUCUCUCUCACACACACACACACACACACACACACACAAAUAUUAGAGUUGGAUUGGUUGAGGUGCAUCUUGGCUUUUAUUCUUUAAAUGAGUUUCUAGACCUCAUGACUAAAAAAGUAGACCUGAAUGUAAGUAGACUACACCUGGUUCAUCCUGGAAUUCUAAGUAAACCAAACCCUAUUUAAUGCAGUGGAAAUAAUCCCUGAGUAGAAAUGGAUAGGACUGAAAUAUAAAAUCUCAGGAUCCAGAAAUUAUGAUUUUAUGUGGAAACGAGGUCUAAUGCUUUGCAUAGUAGUAGUAGUAAUGUCUGAUAUAAAACCUGUUAUUUUACACUCAGAAUGUAGUGUACUCAGAAUGACCAGUACCAUAGGUGAAAAAAGGAAGUCGUUGUGUAAUACAAAUCAUCACCAAAAACAGUGAGAUAAAACAAAUGGCACUAACAUAGUAGGCAUCACAGUUUCCUAUUACAUUUAUUUAAAGUAUUUUUACCCUGCUCUUCAGCUGAAAAAAGACUCCCUGAAUGGCAAGACUAGCAACAGAAUAAAUUAUGCAAAAUAGGCAAAUAUAUGCAGGUGUACUUAAGCUGCAUUUUGCAUAUACUGAGUGAGAAUUCAGUUCUUCAUGCAGAAUUUAAGUUACCUUGGUUUUCCGUUAUAUCACAGAGAGUAGAAGAGGAGGAGUUUGGAUUUGAUAGCCCGCUUUAUCACUACCCUGAGUCUCAAAACAGCUAACAAUCUCCUUUCCCUUCCUCCCCCACAACAAACACUCUGUGAGGUGAGUGAGGCUGAGAGAUUUCAAAGAAGUGUGACUGGCCCAAGGUCACCCAGCAGCUGCAUGUGGAGGAGCGGGGACGCGAACCCAGUUCACCAGAUUACGAGUCUACAGAGUAUGCACAGCUCUGCUGAUGUCUGAGUUUGUAGGAAGUUUCCUCCCUGUUUUCAUCACUUUUACAGCACCCAACUGAAGACGCCCUCUAGACUAUCAGUCUUCAACCUUUUCAGACCCAGACCCACAUCUAACCCAAACAAGUAUGUUAUAGUGGUGGUGGGACUAUUUAAUCUUUUUUAACAUAUACAUUUGGUGGUAGUUAAUGCUGUUGUUAUCCAACUAAGACCAGGUUGCAACCGAGUUACAGAUCCUGACCCACCAGUUUAAGACCAAUGCUUUAGUCCACCAAACCUACUCCCUGAUAAAUCUAUUAGUGUUAAAGAUGCUAAAAUACAGUGUUUUGUUGAAACUAACACAUAAUUCAGAUUCCAUGAUCUGCCGGAAUGCUAAAUGCCAGAAUGCUUGUGGUGCAUAAUUAGUCAGGCAGCAGCACUGUUCAGAGACAUCUAGGUUUUGUGGGUAAUAAUGAACAUGAAAGCAAUGUGAUGUUGUAGCAUAAACAGAACCUAAAAAGGACAUUGGCUGUCAUAAGACUUAAUUACAUCAAAGAUUUGGAGACUCAAUUCAGACUCUCCUUAAAACUAUGAUUGAGUAAAUUUGGAAAUAAGCUGCAGGCCCACAAACUUCCUUCUAUUGUACAUGAUGGAAGAGUGUGUUUGGAAACAUCAGGAGUGGGGAGAUUACUCCCCUUUCUUUGACAUUUGGGGAAAACUGUUUUUGUGUGUGCGUGUGUGGGAAAAAUGUGUUCGGGUUUUAUGUUUUUUGUUAAAAGUUGUCAUUGGGAUAGAUUGCUAUCUAUCUAUCUAUCUAUCAUCUAUUUAUUUAUUUAUUUAUUUAUCUAUCUAUCAUUAUCAUCUAUAAUUUUUAUUAGAUCUUCUGUUUUACAAUUUUAAAUACUCAAUUAAACAUUCGUACAAUAUCAAUGACUUCCCUUCUCCUUUUUCCAUGGUUCAUUUUGUAUACCAUAAAUCAUUGCAUAUUUUACAUAAACUAAACCAUUCAGUAUUCCAUUAUUACAUCCAUCAAAACUUAUUUACACUGUUGAAUUUAUCGUAAUGCUGCCUGCGUUUUCAGAUUGCUAUCUUAAACCUUCAUAUACUGUAUUUCACUUUAUAGUUUGAAUUUUGUAUUUGUGUUAACCUUUGAGAGCCACCUUGGGGAUCUUUUUGGCUGAAAGGUGGCAUAGAUAUGAACUAUAACUAACUUCUCGUUUUCCUGUUGAAUGCUAGCCAUAAUUUGCAAAGGCAUCUAAGCUGGCAAACUGUGGCAAGUGUUUGUCCCAACAAAUGGGGGAACCCACUUCAAAUCAUGGUUUCUUCUUUGCUUUGAAGGGUUCUUUGCUUUGUUAACCAUGGUUUGCCAGUUAAGAUGGUUAUAUAAUCUAUGGGGUUUUUUUGCUUUUAUCCUGCUCUUUCUCCCACAGGAAUCCAGGACAGAUAAUAAUAAAAUACAACACAUAGAAAAUUUUAAUUACUGUUUUAUUAUCUAUCUCAACAAUUAAAACUUAAGCAACAGGCAAUAAUUUUUUAUUAAGUUAGCUGCAUCCUAAACACCUGGCGAAAGAAAUGUUUUUAAUUUAUAUUUGGAUGGUGUCAAUGUGGAAGACAGUUGAUCCCAGUAGCAUAAAAAUUAACAAGUUAAAGCAAAAUGGAUCAGAUAAAAGUGCAGCAAUUAACAGAUAAUCAUAAAACUGCCCAUAAAGCUGCAGAACAUUUUCCUCUUAAACUAAGCAACUAGCACCCACCAAUGCCUUGGGAAAUAAGAGAUGUUCUAAGCUGGUACCAGAAUGAAACAAGAGUCUCUGCCAACCAGAUCUCAUAUUAUAAGUUCAGUCUCUGCUGUGGCUUCAAACUGGCUAGACAGCAUCUUCAUUAGAGAUGCCAUUGAAGUUUGGAAUUAAUGGUUUCAGAAUACAAUGUUUCCCUGUUUAUAUUGCCCAAAUGUAUUAAAGGAAUGUCCUUGCCUCAUAAUGUAAAACGAGACUAUUAAGAUUCCCCCCCUCCCCCCCGCUGUGCAGUCUAUAUUCAUCAGACAAAGGUGCUGUAAGUUAGUAGCUGCUGUUUGCUAAGUUCUCUGACAUUGGUCAGUUUAACCCCUUGAAACCAUCCUUCUCUGCAAUUGACUAGAAGUUUUUAACAUGAGAAUAUAAUUUACAGACAGUACCUUAGCUUCUCGGGACACGGGUGGCGCUGUGGGUUAAACCACAGAGUCUAGGACUUGCCGAUCAGAAGGUUGGCGGUUCAAAUCCCCGCGACGGGGUGAGCUCCCGUUGCUCAGUCCCUGUUCCUGCCAACCUAGCAGUUCGAAAGCACGUCAGAGUGCAAGUAGAUAAAUAGGUACUGCUCCAGUGGGAAGGUAAACGGCAUUUCCGUGCGCUGCUCUGGUUCGCCAGAAGCGGCUUAGUCAUGCUGGCCACAUGACCCGGAAACUGUAUACCGGCUCCCUCGGCCAAUAAAGCGAGAUGAGCACCGCAAGCCCAGAGUUGGUCACGAUUGGACCUAAUGGUCAGGCGUCCCUUUACCUUUACCCUGGCUUCUGAGCAAUCCCUUGGGACUGGGAAUGUCAAAAUUUCAAGAGGUUUAUGUACCAACAGCAUUCCGUAUGAAAUGUGACCUUCGAAGCAAUUAAUGUGUGAUGGCCUGGGAAUCCGAUUCAGAGGCUGAACCAGAGGAACCCCAGCCUGCACAAGAGUCCCCACCUCCAGGGCCGGCUGAGCUGGGGCGGGGCCUUCGAUCUGAAGUGCCUGCACCUGUGCCGGAUCCUCAGGAGCAGGCACCAGGUGACUCCACUCUAGCUCCGGAGGUGAUUAAGGACACAGUGCCUACAGGUGCGCCUCUCCCGGCCCUGCCAGAGGAAGGUGAGUCUCCCCCUGGGUCCAGUAACUCCCCAGCCUCUCCUGAACUGCAGAGGCUUAGGGCAGAGAGGCGGAGGGAACUGGUUUCUCCCAGGAGGAGUGCUCGCCUUAAGGCUGGGAGAGGCAGGUCUCCUGGGGGCCGGGACCGCCCCUGACCUCAGAGAAGAUAAAGGCCAGUCAGCCCGGUCCCAGGUUGCGGGAGCAACGUCGUUGAGUACCUGCUCUUGCCCGGACCCAGACCUGACCUUCCAGUUAUCCUGUCCCCGCCUGGCUUCCUGCUUCGGACCUCGCCUCGCUCCUUGUGAACUGUUUCCAAACUAGUGACCCAGGACCGGACUUUGACUACACCAACGGUAACCUUCCCCCCGGGACCAGCACAUCAUGAGUCUAACACACAUGCACAAUCACUUGCCAGGAUCUGUCUCCACGUGCAUCUGCAUAGGAGUAGGAAAAAACUGAAGUCUGACCAUAGCAACAGACAUUUCUCUUGGGUGGCAUCUCCUGCCUGUCUGGUGAGUGGGUGAUAGCACCAUCACCGCUGCUGCUGGAGUUGCCUCCCCACUCUUCUACUCUACAGUUACCAAAGAGCACUCCAAGGAUGCACUUGUGUUCCAGAAUAGUAACAUGCAUGUGCAAAAAACAUUUACAUCAGUUCAGAACAUUCAGAAUAAAAUUGGAUUUUCCCAGAGCCUUCUGCAAUGAUAUUUGCAAUUGCUGAUUAGAGUCCAAAUUGAACUGAGAAAAGUUGACCUAUCACUAGCUUAUAAUGCCACAGGCAUAGAAGCUUGCCAAGGUGAAAUAUUUGGGCCCAUCACAUAAAAAUACAGCAGUUGUCAUGCUUUGUGUUGAGGCAAUGGGGGUUACUUUUGAGUAAAUUGCGUGGUUCAUGGUAUUUCUUUGGGGGGGGGGUACCUAAGGAAAAGCAUAGCUCAUUUUGCAUGUUCAAAAAAUCCCGAUGACAUCUCUUCAAAUCCUGGGAGCUUUGCAGCUUUAUGACAGGUAUUCUAGCAAGAUUCUUCAUUAAAAAAAACCCCGUUUCAGUGAUGCAACCAAAUUCUUCCAGUCAAGAGUCAUGGUCUGUGACUCUUCUCUAUCCUGCUGCACCUCUGCGUUCCCUUCUAGCAGGAAGUAAUUUGCAGGUCUUGGUGUCAGAAUUACUAAUGAGCAUUCCAAAAUAAUUUUGUUUUUACAUUAUACUCUUGGAAUAAUAAAACUGUUUUGGAUAAUGUUUUGGACCUUUCUACAUUUGUUUGAAAUUGUAGCUUUAAUCUAGGAGACGCUUUGCUGAUAAAAGCAUCUCCAGAAAGAGAGCUUGUCUUAAAAUAAUUCCAAUACCGAGGAGGAAAAAAACUGGUACGCCAAACCAAUAUUUGUCUUCCUGUUUUUGGACACAAGGCUGUGUGUGUCUCUGAGAGGGCUUUCAGAGAGCCCCUUCUUCUCAUAUGGGCUAAUCUGACAGGCAGACUGUGGAGAAACCAUCCACGUAAAGUUCCCUGGAGUGGGGCUCAAUGAGCACAGCUGAACCAGGUCAGGAAAAGUGCAAUGCACUUUUAAUGCUUAUAUAUUCCAUGGAAAGUAUGAGCCUGCAUGGUCUUUUCCUUAGCUGCAAGGGUUUUAGGCUCCUUGACAUUUCUCUUUUUCUUUAGGCUUUUUUCCUGGAGAUUAAGAGCUGUUACUUUGGGGCUUUUGAAAGACAUUCAAGCAGUGAUCUUAACUGCAUCAAAUUUUGUGUGGUGAAUAUGUUGCUUGAAUCUUCUUUCUCAGGAGUCAGCAAACCUUUUCAGCAGGGGGCCAGUCCACUGUCCCUCAGACCUUGUGGGGGGCCGGACUAUAUUUUGUGGGGGUGGGGGUGAGGAUGAAUGAAUUCCUAGGCCCACAAAUAACCAAAGACGCAUUUUAUAUAAAAGGACACAUUCUACUCAUGUAAAAACACGCUGAUUCCCGGACCAUCCAUGGGCCGGAUUUAGAAGGCGAUUGGGCCGGAUCCGGCCCCCGGGCCUUAGUUUGCCUACCCAUGUUCUUUCUUGUGAUGAGAGGGGGAAUUUACCACAUUAAAGCGACUCCCUCUCCCUUUUUAAUGACUUAGUAAAUUCUAACUCUCAUUGUAUGAAGGUUCAUUUGGUGAAUAUAUUCACAAUGGCUCCUUUUGGUUAUCAUCAGGCAAACCGUGGUUACUACUAACCAAAAGUUGCCUCCAAAUCAGAGUUGCGAAGUUGGUGGUUUCCAGUUCAGAUAAUCGCAAUAACAUUUCCGAAACACCUCAGUCACCAAAACUCAAGCGUAUCCUUCCUGCCUAAAAUAAAAUAAAAUAAUUCGCUCCCCCUGCUCCUCGGUGCCAAAAAAGAGCAGAAGUAGCCCCACUCUCCAAAGGUUCCCAGCAGUUAACCCUCAUUUUCCAGGUCCAGGCAACCUGUAGUUUGUGUGAAACAAGAACCAGAGUGGGGAAUCAGAAGUGUUUGAGGACAGGAGGGAACAAGUGUGUGUGUGGCCAAACACAGUGGUUUGGUGAUGUCAUCUAAACUGAUCCAGUGUGAAAAUGAUGCAAUUAAUAAGCUGUCAUUAUGACUGCAACAUCUGCAAGUGAGCUAUGACUCAUCCCUAAUAAUCACAUAAGAAACCAGCUGCAGAACUUGCUGUGUUGAUGACUGUUCAAGUGGCUGUUUUACUCUAGGUACAUACAACAGAAAGCAGCAAUUUGAAAGGUUGCAUUUAUGCCAGCAUGUGCUUCUGGAAUAGAAAACAUGAAGCAAUAAUUUGAAAAAAGGCCUCUGAGCAUGAGCAAGGUGUCUCAUCCUUUACAAUCAAUUAACCUACCAAAGUUCCCAUAUGCUUAAACAACUUAUGAGCACGUGUUCUGUGGAGACCAUGUUUUGAGUGCCAUAGUCUUCUGCGGCUAAGCUACACACUUCCUUAAACUUAGGAUCCAAGCUUGUGUGUUUAGCACAACUAACCCCAACUCUGGCAAGCCUUUUGGUUGAUGUGAAGCCUUCCGAUGCCUAUAGAAAGUAGCCUGUUAACUGUAAUGGCCUGAGGAUCCAGCCCUUUCUCUUUCACGCAGGGCUCCGUGAUGCAGUCACUAUAAUUAUGUGCAUGUGCAGUCUGCCUCCUUUCCUCCCUGUCUGCCUGCAUGUAGGACCUCUUGUUAUAUUGAGUAUAAUAACGGGUCCAAGGGCCUCUUGCUUCCUGCCCUCAGCCCCCUGCCUGGCUGAGAGUAGGUCUUGUUGUUACCGUCAGUGUAAUUAUGGGUGUUUGGCCUCGCUCGCUGCGCCUAAGGUGUAAUUUACUUUAUAUAAAGUGUGGUUCCACCCCUCCGAAGCUGUUGCACUCCAGCUGCUUGUCUUGUGUGUAAAUUGUUGCUAUUCUGAGUGCCAGGAGGGAGCAGGAAGGGGCUCUGAGGGCGGGGGGAGUGAACAGGUCUGUGGUUGAACCGGGAAGGGGGGAGGGAUGCUAAAAAGAGGAGGGGAAGGAUUUGCAGGUCCAAUCCCCACCACCCUGAGUCCCGGUGUGAUUUCAGUGAGUCUAUGCUCUGGUCAUUUGUGUGUGAUUAUUCCAUUGCCUUAGAACAGGCCCCGUUUCACCCGAUAAAAUUCCUCCAUUGUAGCAACUGGUUUGCUGAGAUAAGGCAGGUUUUCUUUUGCACACUUUUGCUACUGUACUAUACAACUGGCCACACACAGGAGCGCCAACAUGGUUUUAUUGGGCUCAUCGCACUGUGUGUGGAUUGGAUCUAGGGGUGGGGGAGAAAUUUGGUUCAGUUCUCAAUUAAAGGCGAACCUAGCUAAUUCAGCAAUACUGAAACAUAGCCAUCCUUCAAAGCUCGCACUUCGCAGAAUUUUGCUAAGCAAUCUCUCAGCAUACAAAAAUGGAUCUACUAAAGUGUGCAUAAAUGCAUAAAGCAUACAAAAAUGCAUCUACUAAAGUGUGCAUAAAGAUGCAUAUCUAUUAGUGAAAAUAACACAUAUGCUUUGCAAAAAAAGUGUAUAUUGUGGAAAUUGCUUUGCAAAAAAAGUGUAUAUUGUGCAAAAUUACGUACAGAAAUGCAUAUUCAGAGAAAUAUGCACUAAAUUGCUGAUGAAUUUUCAUGAGGAAUAGAUAGAUAGAAAGAAAGAUAGAGGAAACUCAGAAACUGAUGUGGAAAAUGGAGCUUAAGACCUGAAAAACAAGAAAUGGAGAGGGACCAAAAUUGACAAAGUCCUAAUUGGACCCUCCACCUCACCCACAAUCUGCUGCCUAUUUACUUAUUCUUUGAGCUGUGAUUUAUUCACCUAUAUACUUCUGUUGCCCCAGCCCCAUACUUUCUCUUAUGGAAGGAGGAUAGGGGGUAGGCAGAGCAGCAAAACAGCAGGGAGGGGAAAGAGGAAGGUCCUAGUGGGCCUACUCCCCCUCCCAAGAGGUGAUGUGUGGCGAGCUGGGGGCCUGAGCAUACUCUAUGCCCCGUGCAGCAGGUUAAGUUUGGCAAAAAACAAGCCCCUGUGUAUCGGAAUGCUGAAGCUGCAGUUAGUAUCUAUGGGGAAAACCCAUGUUCACAUGCAUACAAACAAGAUAAAUACCAUUAGAGGUGAUCUGCAGCAUACACAGAGCACAAGAGAUCUCACAAGACUUCAGCAAGAUACUGCAAGAUCUUACCAGAAGUCAGUGCCACUGUUGGCACUUUGUGGACACUGUUGCACUACACAGGUAAGAGAGGCAUGGUGCUGGCUGUGAGGAGGCAGCGAGGGGGCAAGGUGGCAGCAGGGACAGCAGCACGUUCCCGCUUUGCCUCAAGUAGUGAAGCAGAAUGUGCUUCCCCUGAGUGCGCAAUAAGCAAAUUUCAUGGGCCUGGCCAAAAUCAACAACUCCUAGAUGUUGCUUGCUUUUUAAGUAUUGCCUUUUGGCCUUCCAUCUGUCCACUAGUCAAGAUCUCAGAAAUAGGGCUUCCACCUUCUUUCUGGCAAGGUUCCUGUGGCUUCAACAGGUGUGUGUUGGGCAAGAAAUCCAGCAGGAGCAGCUUUCCCCAACACACAGGGCCCAUAGCUACAUCUGUUGCGCCAAAAGGCACUGUGUGCCAAAAGGAAAGUGGCAUCAAUAAUUGGGGUUUGCGCAUGAGAUAAAUUUAAUUCUGAACACCAAUGGCAUCCUGGUGUAAACACCCCAGUGUCUCUCAUUCACAGAACAUUUCUGGCUCUUUCCUGAUGGAAUAAAUGAGAGAUCAGUAUUGAGCACAACUGGUUUAGUGUAAGUGACCAUGCUUUGGCAUUAAUGGCAAGGAGAUUCUGACAUCGGAGCUCUUUCUUCAGUUUGAGGCCAAACUCAGGGCGACAGAAGGGUUUAUUGCAAAUUAGCUUAAGAGGGCAAUUGGUCAACAGACCAUAUAUGGCCUAGGAAGCUCGCAUAAGGUCAGACUCCCCGCAUUUCAUAAUUCACAGCUGGGGAACCUGUGGCCUUUCAGAUGUUGCUGAACCACAAGUCCCAUUAUCCCUGACUGUUGGCCAUGCUGGUGGGGGUGGAGUAUGACAACAUCUGGAGGGCCACAAGUUCCCCUUUCCUGACUUAACAAUGCAGGAAAAGUAUCACCCCUUAUUUCUUCUUUCACAGUCCCUGUUACAAAUGCAUUUGUACAGUUUAACUAUUCUCUUCGUUGCACAGUGCUUAAUACGCAUUUGAGUAGCCCUUUUGUCCUUCCCACCAGGGUACUAAAAAUAUGGUAAUGGAAUACAUUUUACUUAUACUUUUAAUGCAUCACAGCUCUGUGGCCUGGCUUAAACGUAGAUAUAUUGGCUUAUUAAGUCGAUAUAUGCACGAGCCUUGCACCUGCACGCUCCAACCUCAUACCACUCCUUUCUUCUUUUCUGCAUGCUGCAAUCCAGCACUUCUGGGGUUAAUUAACUCUAGUUUUCCAUUAGACCUGAAGAUACUAGGUUCUUGGAAUCACAGGUGGGCAAAGGCCCUUGUGCUCACGUCCUGUUUGUGGGCUUCCCAAAGCCAUCUGCUUCUCUAGUGCAAAAACAGGAUGCUAGGCUAGAAGGGCUGUUGACCUCACCCCAGCCGGCUCUUCUUGUGUCCGAAUGGGGAAAUCUUGGUUAAUAGGACUGGAACAGUCAGGAUCUUGAACCAGAGUUUGAAGAUCCUCGUUUGUUCCUAACCUGGUAAUCAGUUUCCCACUUUGGAUAUAAUAAGUAAUCAGAGUGGGACAGGCGGGGGACAAGGAAGUGGAAUGGUUUUGAAGGAAUGGGGAUGGUUUCAAAGAGGAGUGUCCACCACCCCAUUCCUUUUUGAUUCCAGGCUCAGUUAUGUCCACUAGAAAAGAAGUAUGAUAGUUACAGGUCUGUCUGAAAAGAAAUGACAUGGCACACCAUUGUACCUCUCUUCAGACCUUGGGGGUGAGAGGAAACCAUGGUUAAUAAACAUAAGUAACAUUGGUUGUAUUGCAAUAAAGGUGUGCCACGGGGCGCAUAUUAGUGCUGCACUGAAAAAUUCCUCUAGUGUUUUGUUCUGUGGCCAUGUUGCAACAAUAAAAUAGGCUCAGUCCUGUGCCUGCUGCAAUGCUAAAGCAUCCUGCAAAUUAGUCAGAAAAAUAACCCUCUUGCAGGGUAAGAAAACUUUGGAGGACAGGUUUCAGCACAACACUACCUUGUAGGUAUCUCUGCUUAGUAAACUGAGAUUUGUAGGUCUGAACGGAUACGUGGAGUGUGUGUGUGUGUGUGUGAGAGAGAGAGAGAGAGAGAGAGCGAACUUUAUUGAGCUAUCCAUCCUCUCUAAUCAGGUGAGAGCUGUUGUGAGGAUACCUCCAUUUCAGGACUUCAGGCAUCAGGUGAGCCUGCUGUCAUCAGCAUAAAGCAACACUUAUGCUGGAACUGCCUCCUGUCUUUCAGGCCAAGAUACAAACACGUGCCCUUCCUCCAUGCCGAAUUCAGCGGUAGCACCAACUACUCCAAACUUGCCAACCUCAGCUCCUCAUUCUCAUAAUCAGACCACAGAUGUGAAGGAAGAAAACCCAACACAAGAAUACUCAGCAUCUUGCAGGUCCUUGGUGAAUGGAACAGCGCCUUCCAAGAGGAAAUCUGAGGAUGACUCUGCAGUAGCGAGAGAAGCUAUAACACGUAUGUCUAUUACCCCUGUCCCUAACUGAAAGUAAGGUCUCCUGUUUCAUGAAACAUUUGUCAAUUCCACCUUUAAAAGUUACCAAAAUCCCUCCCCCAAAGUUCACUUACUUUUGAUAAGGCAAUGAAUUUGGGGUAGCACUCUUUUUUAGAAAGACAAAAUCAGAUUAUCUUAAAUAAAGAAGAAUCUGAUGCAAGUAACGAAACUGUCAAAAAUAAAUUACAUAUGCUAUUAUAAACAAGAUUGCUUUGCUUUCAGUAAAUAAAAGGUCACCAACUCUUUACAUAUUGGUUCUCUGUCUACUACCUAUUCGGUUGACAUUUUUUACUCCCUAUAUACAACGGAGCUGUUUGCAAAACCCUUGUCAAUUACUCUUUAAAUGAUGGGCCUUUUCUGUUUUUAGCAGUAUCUAGGAAUAAUCUUUUUUUAUGUUGUUAGUAAAGAUACUGUACUGUUAAUUCAAAUUCAUUUUGAAGUGAACUUUUUAAAAAGGUUAAAGGUAUGUUUAUAGUUUAUCAUCCUGUUGAUUUCCUUCACCAUUUCCAUCCAGAACUGUUGCACAGCUGGGCGUGAGUCCGCAAAUGUGCAAGAAAUAAGCAAAGGUAACAUUAUAGUUCCUCCCAUUUUCAGAGAUCUUCAAGUUGUCUAGAGAUGCAUACACCAGUUUUGUAUUUGUAGAAUCAUAGAAUCACUGAGUUGGAAGGGACCCUGAGGGUCAUCUAGUCCAACCCCCUGCAAUGCAAGAAUCUCGGCUAAAGCAUCCAUGAGAGUUGGCCAUCCAACCUCUGCUUUAAAACCAACAAGGAAGGAGAGUCCACAGCCUCCCAAUGGAGACCGUUCCACUGUUAAACAACUUUGACUUUGCUCCCUGCUAAGAAAAUGUCUUUCGAAUAUCAGUCAAUGACUGAGGCACUUAUGUAGCCCAUAAAACUCUCCUGCUUCCAAAUCUUUCCUGAUUAUAAGAUGGUAAUAUUUUCAAUAAUAAAUCCUUUGUUCCUCUAGUGGUAGUAACUUAUUUCUGGAUCUUCAUGCAAUGUUCUUAAAUGUCUGUUUCUAAUUCCAAUAGAUACAUGAUUCCUUAACUGGAAAUACAAAAAGUAAUUAUUGCCCACUUUCUGAUUCCCCCACCCCCUUUCUUGCACUCACUCGUGGCUGGAUAGAAAAAAAUUGAAGUGUGACCAGGAUACAACAGCUGUUGUUUAGAAAUCUGAAGAACAGCCAGUACAGGGUAAUCCACAGAAAUUUGGGGUGGACAGGCACAAUCUCCUUCUGUUGAGAGAUUAAACUUUGAUUUAUACCAUUCUCAGGGAAGUGAAUUCCACCCUGUAGGUGAUUACAUGUGAGGUUGUUGCCAUCAAGAGAGUAACUUCUUUGCAUGGAGGCUGUUGAGCCAGGAAGUGCAGAUGCUUCCCUACAAUGCACAGCUCCCUUCAGCAGUCAGUGCAAGCACACACUGACUUGUGUGACAGUUACUUGAUAUACAGGUGCACAAAGCUAUUUUGGCCUAACCUAUCUCUAUUACUGCCAUCUAUUGAUGCUGUUUUUAGGUAGGGAAGCCCUCCAGCUAAAUCAGGUAGAGGUAGGCAUUCAGACUAAAUGCCCAAGAAACAGAUCAUCUAGAAGCAUCAUUUCAAAGUGGUGAUGCCAUGGGUCUUGGGACACAGAUCUGUGUCGAGAUAAAGUAGCACCAGAAGCUACUUUGAGGGCCAGACUGCACAUUACAGGUUAACACACGUCAUGGUAGCCUGAUAACCCAUUUCCCCCCUGGAAGCUUUGAGAGGGUGCUAUUACGACCAUAGUGGCAGAGGCUAGCACCCAUCGCCUCGCUUUUCUGCUCCCAGUGGGACCUUCCAUAAGUAGACAACAGGAAAACAAGGAAGGGGAGGUUGCCAUACCCUAAAAAGACUGAUCCCUUCUGGGCACUAACAUGCCCUUUCAUCCCUCAAAGGCUUUUCCUCAUUUAGGAAAAUACUUUGGGUGACUUCUGCAAAUCAUUUGUUGCGCAGGCAUAUAUAUAGAACAAAAGGUUACUGGUGAAAGGGUACUAGAAACACUGUCGUAAUGAAACUGUGCAAUUCUGAAGCCACAUGCUUGCCUGAGAGCAUCUGGUGCUGGGCUGCUUGCCUGUUGACAUUCUGCAUUCAUGAGUCACUCUGCAGUCAUGCUGCACCCUCUGCAAAGAGGGAGCUUUCAGCAGCUACGCUCCCAGAUGUUGCGCCUCUGCUGUAGGUUUUUACACACACACAUCACCACUGGCCCUCAAACCACUCCCUGAGGUGUCUUCCUCGAACGAAAAUUCCUUGAAGGAGAGAUCUUUCUCCUUAGGAGAAGCUUUUGAUUUUGCAAGCAUGCUAUAAAUUGUGCUUUUUCCCUCCACCGCAAAGAACAUUACUGAGAGCAAAGUUUUUGCUCCGCCAUGAUCUGACCUAAUGUGCAUCUCCAUAUUCAAGUGGAAUUGUUUGUGAAUCAUUUGUCACAGUAUCGUCAUGACUAGGUCAUCCAAAGUAGACCUCUCAUCUUUAACUGGCAAUGCCAGUGUUGGUCUUGUGCUUUCAUUUAAGCCACUCCAACUUAACACCAUUUAGGAUCCUAUUUUGCAUUCUUCCGAGCUAGCAGAGUGGGGGUUAUUGAGAAUAAAACCAUCUAGACAAAACAGGUUUGUCUAGAGCGAUAAUGGGGAACUUCUGACUUGCAGACCUAAUUAGACCUGCCAGGCCUCCCUGUUUGCUCUGUAAUGUCAUUUUGGCCAAGCUAUCACGAAUGUCAUCAAGUUUGGGGCAGGUAAAGGUGAGGCUGGGCUGAAGGGAGUUUGCAGGUACCAUGGAACAGCUGAUCUGCAAAGCCUGGGGGUACAGUACUUUGCAAGCCCAGCUGAUCAGCUGGUCAUUGAUGCCUGAAAAGUACAGUGCUUCUGAAGCUCCAGUGAUCAGCUGAUCAUCAGGGCUUCCAUGCGCAGCGCUAUACAAAAAUAUGCAUCACUGGAUGUCACUGCGACAUCAACUGUUUGUCAGGCUUGGUCCCUGGAGUGGGGGGGGGGGGAGAUAAAGAUCCACUUCCCCAUCCCUGAUCUAGAACAAGUCCUAGCUACCUUACAACAGUACAGUGGUACCUUGGGUUAAGUACUUAAUUCUUAACCUAAAACUGUUCUUAACCUGAAGCACCACUUUAGCUAAUGGGGCCUCCUGCUGCUGCUGCUGCUGCACCGCCAGAGCACGAUUUCUGUUCUCAUCCUGAAGCAAAGUUUUUAAGCCGAGGUACUCUUUCUGGGUUGCCGGAGUCUGUAACCUGAAGCGUAUGUAACCCGAGGUACCACUGUAUGACUAGAGUGACCAGAUCAAAGGAAUACUCAUGGCGUUAAUGCAUCCACCAGAUUACGACACUUCUGUUAGUUCUGGAACUUGAGUCGGAACUUUUUGCUGUGCUUACAUAGCAGGUAGGAUCAUCACUCUUUAGAUGGUAUUGGGUAGGGAGAAGCCAAGAUGUUGAGUUUGUUUCAUUACUGUACAAACAUUCCCUUAGGAACCUAGGAAGCUGCUUUGCAGUGUGUCAGACAUUUGGUCUGCCUAGUUCAGUACCGUAUACAGUACAUUGACUGGCAGUGGCUUUCAGUCAGGAGUUUCUCCCAGCUCUACAUGAAGAAACCAUUGUAGAUUUGACCUGGGGCCGUCUGUUCUAUUGUUGAACUACAUCUCAAAAGCGAUGGUCCUUCUCCUGAAAAACAAAACCAAGUCUACUCCAAAUUGAAAGAACAAACAUGUUUCUGGUGAUGCAAGGCUCCAUUUUCACUAUACUUGGGGCUGUGUGCUGGUCGUGGAUGUGGCCAAAAGUAGAUGUGGCCAGUCAGUACCUUUUCAGACACAGGCCCCUUCCUCUGUGCAAAUUAUUUCCUCUUCCCUGCUCCUGAAAUGAUAAGAGGGGCAAUUUUGCAGUCCUAGCUCGAACCUCUCAGCCCACCUCAGUGCUGUGUCUACUUGAUUAUUGUUUUGCUGCCACCGCAGCUGGAGGAAGAGAAAAGCACAGAGAGUGAAGAAAGAGCUGUGAGUGGAGGGGGCCAUUUCCCCAUCCUUUGGACCCCAAGGGAAACUCAACAAACCUGCUGCACCUGGAACUGGGCGUGAAAAGUGCAGCUGAAUGGGACCCAGCUAUGGGUAGCGUGAGGAAGUAACAUCCACCUUGAACCUGACCAUAAAGAGCAAAUCUGGAGUGCGAGACUAAGGUCAUGUCUGCUGUUUCCAGGAUCUCUUCUCAUUGUGAGACUUCUGUGGGUCAGCUGAGGGUUUGUUCAGACCCUGGGUGAGAACCCAGAGGCUGUGGGGGGGAAAUGAAUUGAUACCGAUUUAUAUAUAUUAGUAACCUUGCAUCAAUGUAACAUUUUUAUAUGUAAUUGCGUGCUAUAAUAUUUCUGUUUAACUUGUCUCUUGUUGCUUCAGUUUUCUGUACACUGCUUAGAGAUAUUUUAAAUAUAGAAAUUGAAUCAUCAUUACUGCCAAAAUCAAUGGGGUUGGGUGUGUUGUUGCUUUUUUGGCAGAGCAGAAAAAUCUGCUUGGAGGGGGGUCAGAUCAAAUGUCGGUCACCCUGGCUUUAAAUAAAUAAAUAAGCUUGGCUUAAUCCCUCCCCCCCCCCCAUAUUUUUUUCCUUCAGAAAACAGGACCAAAGGAUUAUGAAUAGAAUAUGUGUGCAGCUCCUGUUCACUUUGGUGAGCUUGCAUAAGGGAAGCUCCCUGUGGAUUGUAUCAAAUGGGUCUUCAGGCUACUUGCCCUUUAUUCACCCCUGGAACAGAGAAAGCUUUUGAAACGGUCCAGGUUGCUAAUGGUGAAUUGGGUGUUGGCCUGGUUUGAGAAAGGAGACUGUGUUGAAAAGCCAGGAAAAAACUAUAAUAAAUGGCUGGGAAUGAAAUUCUUAUCAUCAGUGGAAUUCCCACCUGUAAUUAUCUGAUUAGGGGAUUCACCACUCUAUAAUUUCAUCCCCGAAAUAAUGAUGAUUAUAAUGGUUCACUCAUGCCACUGCAGUUAAGGUCAUGUCAGUGUGUGAACCCAUAUUCUCAUGGGCUCUAUUUGAACUCAGCUGGUGAAAUUCAUUCUUAGCCUUAAGCUGAAACUGAAAACGAGGCAGAUGUGCAUAUAGCAAGGAGCCUCUCCCUCUUAGAAAAGUUUUAACUAACGAUAAAGCUUUUGCUCCCAUCAUGUUGCAGAUAAGGAGCUAUAGGUGUGCUUGGAUACUGCAACCAUUAGCAUUAAGCAAGAGACUUGUGCAGUCACUGAUUGUCCUGCUGCCAUUAGCAUGCUAAUGUGCGGCUUCUGAGGUCAAAAGGUAGGGGAGAAACCUUACAACUGGCAUUCUGUCAGAAUGAAAACCUCAGCACAAAGUGUUUUCAAAAUGCUGAUCCUUGCACACGCAGGUCAUGGAUAGGUCAAAACCUUUAUUUAACAGACGGUUGAAUUCGAAAAGGCUUUGUGUUGGAAAGGGCUAUGUGUAUGCAAAGGGAACUUCUGCUGGUAGGAUAGUGCCUCACUAUGUCACAAUAUGAAUGAGACAAGUGUGGUGUCGGGAGUGGGACAUUGGGUUGGGCAGAGGACAGCAAGGUUCAAGUCCUCUUCUUAAGCCCUAUCCAGCCAUUUUCUUGCACACCGCAAGAGCAGGUGGGGAGAGCAGGCCUUGCUCAGUGACCCUGUCCCUGCUAUUAUGGUUGUGAUGACCUGUCCCUUCAGCUCUCCAUUCCUUUGGGCUGAAUUUCUGCUCUGGGGAGUCUUCUCUAUUCAUGAUUUUUCAAGGUUCUGAUUCAUGUGGGAGCUUCCACAAGUAUAGGAAGCUUUCCCUUUGCAGGCUGUAACCCUGGAACAUGCACGACGUGAUGGGGAUGGGGGCAGAGAUAGUGUGUGUGUGGGUGCUCUUCCCUCCCAACCUGCCCUCUUCAGCACACCUGAUUAAGGGCUCUUGUCUCUUUGCCAUCUCUAAUCCUAUAAUGAUCCUCCCUCCCUCCCUCCAGGUACGGUUGUCAGUGACUAUGAUUGGAACUGAAAAUGAUAUUGGCAACUAUAAACAGUGACAGUGUCUGCCACCUGUCCAUCCAAUGUCCUUUGGGAAUAUUGAUUGAAAAGUGGUAUAGAUGUUUCAUAAGUAAAUAAAAAAUAGAGAGUGAUUAUUCAUUAUCAUAAAUGCACUCAUUGGCCAGCAGUUUCCCUCUCCUGAGCAUGGACUCUCCAGCAGAAGAAUAACCCUUCCUACGAGCCUGGCCCUACCAUUCCAUUUCUAUGCAAAACCACAAGAUAAGAUCACUACUAUAUCCAUGCUCAUUUUAUGAGGCCUUUAUUAACUACCAAUAGCUCUGGCUCACUGAUGAAUCCUCUCUUGCUUAGCCUCAUGUACAGGUGUGGGAAGAAGAAACGCUUUGCUUUUCUGUAAUAUUUGUAAUAUUUCCCUACAUUUUUAUAUUACAAAUAUUUCUGUAAUAUUUGUAAUAUUUCCCUAUAAGCCUUUAAUGAGUCAGCUUUCCUAUAUAAUGCCUGCCAUUCGUCUCUUAAUGUGAGUGACUUCACAAGCUUCCUGAGCAGAGGAACAAAUAAUAAUUGAAGAUAACUAGGUGGCCAUUCUGGUGCUUUGCCAUUCUAAAAUGUUGGCUCCUGAUCCAGAGAUGCCCUCUUACCACCAUCAAACUAAUAUUGGCAUCCUACUGUAUCUGGCAGAUGUCUCUAUUGGCAGAGCCAAGCUCAGAUCCAGGAAAUGGCAGCUGUGUUUCUUGGUGCCUACAAUUCCUCCUCUUUUCUUCUUGAGUCCAUGUGUGUCAAAAUAGAAUCCUCUGUCAACUUAACACCCUGUGGUAGGUUACCCAUGCUAGAGAAACCAAGAUUGCCUUUUUGCCACCUACUGUGCAUUGCUUUGCUCCCCCACUAUCAUGAGACAAGAAACAUCUUGUGCUGGAAGGUUGUGCAUGAUGCUUUCAGUAUGACUCAGUCCUGGCCCUUUUCAUCCCAGAAAUUCAGGAGUCCUGUCCAGCUGACACCCCAAAGAGAAUGCAGCGUCUGUUCCCUGGAUUGGCUCAAGAUAAUUUCUGCUCUCAAGCCUUUCUGCUGAAUCACCGCGUGUUUACAGAUCAGAGAGGGGAGAGAAAUGUAAAGUCUAGCAGAGGGAAAAAACAAGCCCUAGCUUGGAGGGAGAGGGAUGAGGUGAAUGUGUGGCGAGUUAUUUGUUUGGGGGCCAAUCACGUCAUUUUCCUUAACCCUAUCCUGAUCUGGAUAGUUGGUUUAUAAACUGAAAAUCAGAAGCGUAUGCAAGAGGUUUCAGGUUCCAAUGGUGCUUGCAUAUCCCCACAUAUAUUUCUUGGCUAAGGCCAUUCAAAUGAUUGUUUCCAUGACUUGGCCACUGCCAAACUGCAGUUUGUAAUCUCUUGCAUUUAGGAGUAGUUGACACACUUUACAUUCAUGACUGUCGCUUCGGUAGUGCUAGAAUUAAGGGGGAGACCUGACUUCCUUCGCUCCUUUUUUAAAAAAAUGUCUACAAUUGGAGAGAGUUUGGGGAAGUGGAUUUUGGGAAUUUCAUAAUUUUAUUUUUUCCUAUUGGCUUUGGGCAAGUUACUCACAUCUUUGCGUCACUUCCCAAUUUCUCUUUAUACUGAUUUUCUGUACAUUUACAUUUCAAGUAAGAAUGCCACAACAUUGUUAAGUGAUGCCUCCAAAAAUUAGUAGAGCGCCUCCACUUAGAUCUGAGCAAGAACUGCUUCCUCAUGGGCUGGUGUACAUGCCUUGAAACCUUCCAGUGCUGCAUACAUGGCAGAGCAGUGGGAGGUCUUUAUUGUACACAGGCCUCCCCCUGUCUUACUGCUGCCGCCAUGCAUACUGUGUAACCUCUCCUAAAGUCAACGGAGCUACUUUGACACAACCGGACAAUGGUCUGUAAUCACAAUUGCUCUUCAUUCUUGAAGAGUUUGUGGUUGAGGCUCGGAGGGGGGUGGGGGAUCCCAGGCCAGCAGAUGCAUGCCAUUCAUAGCAGAGGUUUGGCUGGCUCUGCCCAGAGAGGAGACUGCAGCUUCAUAAAAGGGAAAGGUCCAUGUCCCAAGGCUCCAAACGUAGGCUGAAGACCCCAAAGAAGUUCUGCUCUCUUCCCCACCACCAAGGAAGAGCAAAAAUUGAUUUUAGGAGUCUAGAAUAUCUCUGUUGUCCAAGCAAAUGGCCAGCAUGGUUUUCCUUUUGUUUUCGACUGUGAUCCUGUCCAUGUGUUUGUUGGAGAUGGUGUUUCUGGUUUGUUUUUGUGUGUUAUUACAUAUUUUGUAUUCUUGUUUUGCAUUUUUAUGUAUUUUUGUGAACCGCCCUGUGAUCUUCACAUGAAGGGUGGUAAACAAAUUUAAUAAUUAAAUAAAAUAAGUACAAUUCCACAUAAAUAGCCAGGGGGACCGUCCGUCCCCCUUUAAAUCCCCAUUGUCAUUUGGAGACUUGAAUGAGCCAUUGGGACCAAACAUUUAUUUUCUAGGGAAGAGACACACAGCUAACUCUUGACUUGCCAUUGCAUACAUUCAAUUUUCACAUGUGUUACCAUUCAGUACAAUAAUAGCCUGUAUUUCGGAAGUCGCAGCUUACUUUGCCUCUUGGUUACUGUGGAUAUGUGAAUGUUCAAGAAUGUACAGUAUGUGAUGUUAACCACAUUUCCACUUGAUAGCUAGUAUAAUUUUUGUUUGUUUUUCAGAACUCAUUGAAGUAAAAAAGGUGUGGGAGGGGGAGAAAUAAUCAUUUAAAACUACUAUUCCCUGAGGAAAAUGUUGGGUUUACUUUAUUUCACAUUUUGUAUGGAUUUGUGUAAUACACAGGUAAGAGCUCCUAUAAUCUCCCUCCCCCCACAUUUCUACACACACUUAUGAAAAAGCAAUGCCAAGGCGCACAAAGACAUCUUUUAACCACAGGGAAUGGUCAGUACAGAAAACAAAAGGUUCAAAGUCAACAGCAUUCCCAAAAGGCCUCAGACAUUUUAGAAUGGAAGCCACUUGGGGUUUUGGUAUUAUUAAAAUACCAAAAGAAUAACCAAGGUGACUGGCAAAAAACAAAAACAAAACCCCAACAAGAAAGAAUUCAUUCCGUAACAUUUUUUUAUCCCAUGAAUGAGAGAAGCUCCGCAGCAGAAGCAGAUAUCUUGCAGAAGGUACCUUCUUCCAGAGAUCAGCAUACUUUGGAUCUCAAAAACCAGACCAGGGAGUGUGUGUUUUUACACUGUAGGAAAUAGUAUGCAACCUGCAUGUACAUCAGGGGUGGGGAACCUGUGGCUCUCCAGAUGAUGGACUUCAACCCACAUCAACUCCUGACUAUUUGCUGGGCUGGCUGGUGCUGAGCUACAGGUCCCCAUCCAUGCUUACAUCAUCACAUUUAGUGAUUCUACAUGCGGUGAAAGAUGCUUGCAUGAUCAUCAGACCUGAUAAUCUGUGCAUGGAUUGCUAAACUAUCUCCCAUACAGAAAUGUCUUCAAUAUAUUGUUUAUUAUUUAUUGAACUCUCCUAAAAUGACCAGUUGCCAUCCUCCAUUACUUUAUUAGUUAUUCAUCUUUCUUGCCACAUCAUUGUCACACAUUCCUUCGGACAAAUUUACUGCAUACAUUUAAAACUGUUUAACUUACCCUGCUCUCAGUUUAGCCUUUAGUAUAUUUGUCUGUUUGAUUUUUUCCUACAUCCAGUACUUAUAGCCUCUAAGAGCCAACUAAGAGAGAAUUCAAAGCAAUAAAAUGGGCAAAACAUAUAAAAAGGAAACUUCUAAUCAACAGUGUAGAGGACCUGUGAGCAAACAUCACAAAAGGAUCUGUAUCCAGGUGCAGAACUGAUUCCGGCAAUCUCAUUCUCUUUCAAACUUGUACCAAAACUGCACAGCACUGGCCCUGUAGAUUAUUUCAGGAGGAUAGCUCACUGCUGUGUAUGACCGUUACUGAAUUUGGACCAAAGUCUAUUCUAGGACCAGCCCGCCUCCCCCCUUGCCUAGCUAGUCUUCUGGACAAAUACAAUACUUUCUGCAAACUGUAGGUACAAAGCUUUUAAUUGUGUAGCUUUCAUAAUGGUUAUUCAGCUGAAAAAGAAAUAGCUUACAGCCUGAAAUCACAAAACUCAAUUUGGAUUUUGUUCAGGGAGCUGUGGAGGUGAUGUUGUUUGCUUGGAGGAGGGAUAUUGUAAACGUUCUGAAAUACUUUAGGUUAUCGUUUUGCAACUUAUGAAAAGAAAGGUGGGUUGAGCAAAAUGUGAAGGGACAAACUGUUGCAAAGUAUUUCUCCCCCCCCCCAACAUAACAGAGUCCACAAUUUCUCAAUGCUUCUGAGGGCAGUGUGGAAUCCUAGAUAUAUUUCUGUCAGAGCUGCAUAGGCAUUAUGUUCCAUAAUCUUUCUCUUCCUCCCUAACAGGUCAGCCCCAAAGCCGAGUAACUGUCCGGACCCCUCCAACCUCAACUUUGAUUCCCCUGCUGCAGAAUGGUCCUGGGCAUGUGUCAGACCUCAGUGCUUCUAACGGCGAAGCUGGGAAUGGUGCCUUGUGCUCUGAACGCAGCUCACUGUCGGGCUCCCAGAAGCCUCAUCGGAAGCUACAGUCUCAUCACUCCAUCAACAGCCAGAUCAGUAAAAAGAGCAAAGGCAGCUCCAAAUCUGCAUCAUCUCAGAUACCUACUGAGGCACAGGAAGGUACCUCUCCCCAUACCUUAAUAUUCUUCAGCUACUGAUAGAGUUUAUUUGGUGCUUCGUUCAUCAGGAGGAGAGUAGAAAGCACCACCACACCAGGGACUGGAUGGUAGAGAAUGUGAAGGUGGAAACACUGAUGCUCCUGAUUACUACUUUUUAGUAUAUACGCUACCUGUUUUGUUUCCAGACACAUGGAGUGGGUCAAUGCCUGCAUUAAGAUGCAUGCCUUAUCCAUAGGAGAUAUUCUAACCCAAGUUCCAGUUCAUGCAAUUACAAAGCCAAUGAUUCAUUAGACAGACAUGACUGGACCCCAGCCAGCCAGCAAGCCAGCCAGGGUCCACAGAGUCUCAGUGGUAGGACUGGAGAAUGGUCAGCUUCCAUGCAACAGAGGGCAGAUUCAGUGGAAGGAUGCAGGCAGCAAGUGGAAGCCAGUACAAGAUCAGGGGCAGUUCAAUAGGCCUGAAGAAAUGGGCCAGAGAGAGAAGAAAGCAAAAUUAUGGAGAUGGAUUUAAGAGUUGCUAUUCUCACAACUCUUGUUCAGUGUCUGAAACAAUUUGAUUACAUGCACAUGUUCAUUUGCAUUAGCUUUUGAACCUGUAUGCCUUCCCUCUUUCAGGAUUUAGUUACUUUAGCUACCAUAGCAGCUGUUGGUUCUUCCUUUUAGGACUUGUGUAUGAUUCAUCCAGAUUCUUCAUCUAGUCAUAUGGCAAUUGCAGAGAAAUGCAGCCUUCACAAGGGAGGUGGACAUAUCAUCCUUUGGGGGGCUAGUGGCAGUACAGUCUCCUAUACUUUCCACCACGCACUAAAGCACAAUGCAGGAGUGGGAAAUGUUUCAUGGGGAGUUGUCCCCUGGUUCCCUUUACUAUGAAGCUGCUGAGUGGCCCUUGCUUGAGAACUGUGGCGUUGUGUGGCGUGCUGAAUUUUGCCCUGCAGUUGUUGGCGCUAAUUGCUAUAACCAUUUCUGCCUUGCGCACUCACUAUUGGCCAAACAUCUGGAGGCUGUAUGCCAGUAGUGGGUGUGGCCCAAAGUAAACAUGGCCACUUCAAGGGCCAGAUCAGGCUCCAAAACUAGGGGCUGGCAUCCUGGCUGGGUGGGUGGGUGGGAGAAAAAAGAGAGACUGAAAGGGGUGGGGGAAUGCUCCAAAUCAGCCCUUGCAGUUGCACGUCAUUAUUUUUGCAGCUGCAAGAGGCCGGCCACUGUUUCUCGGCAAGAGACCUCAAGGGACUGUUGAUGCCAGCGAGCCAGUAGAUGAACUCUCACUGUAUGUUCUCCCUUUCAACCAGUUGUGGGGCACCUGGAUUAUGACGGGAUCUUCUCUGGAAGAGAGAGGAUUUCUAGUUACAUAUGUUCAAAAGGAAGGUUCGGGCCUUAAUUCAUGUCACUAUACACAGUGUUGAUGUUAACUUUCCCUAGCUGGCCAGGCUCACAAUCUCAUGACUGCUGAAGUCAUCCUAGGUGAUUUCUCCCUAGCCAUAGCAUCCCAGAUAAUCACUGACUCUCAUCCAAGUGUCUGCAGCAUCUUCUUUCACUAGACCGGCCCCAGAUGCCUUGAUAUACUGAAAUGCAACAUUUGUGCUUUUCUUAGCAUUGGCAGAUUUUUGGAGCAAUGCCUUUGCAGAAUGCUAUGCACAAUGGUAUCUUCUGUUUCUUCCUGUCUUCUGACUCUGGUGCAAUCACUUCUCUCCAUGCCUGGUUUCAGCUUCCCACACUUGGCUCUCUUUUGCUUGCUUUUUGAUAUUCUCUUUUCUUUCUGCUUCCAGAUUGCUGUGUCCACUGCAUCCUCUCCUGCCUCUUCUGCGAGUUCCUGACCCUCUGCAACAUCAUGCUGGACUGUGCCACUUGUGGCUCCUGCAGCUCCGAGGAUUCUUGCAUCUGCUGCUGCUGCUGCGGCUCUGGGGAAUGCGCCGAUUGCGACCUGCCAUGUGACAUGGACUGCGGCAUUAUCGAUGCAUGCUGUGAGUCGGCUGACUGCCUUGAGAUCUGCAUGGAGUGCUGUGGCCUCUGCUUCUCCUCCUGAGACAUGCAGCCAGAUCUCAUGCCCUGAAUAUAAACUGAAUGUGCGGGAAACCUUCGCAACAAGGUCUCUCCACUGUUCUCCCCCGCCAUCCAAUAAUCUGAAUCCAAAGAAGCUAUGUUUGAAACAGCAGAUGAGCCCUGCGGAGGGGACCAAAAUUCUGGGCUGCAGAACUGCUUGGGAACAAGAUGUGCAGGAUUCUUGUAGGACAAGUGGUGGGUGUGCUUGCUUUAUCUCUCCCCUCCCACCAGAUUCCUCCCAAUGGCAGCUGGGGGAGAGGAGUGUUCCUGCUGCCUGAGCCAAGAGCAGACAAAGAUUAGCUGCACAUCCAGCUAAGUUGCUUGGCCGGGAUCUGGAGCAGUCACACAGAGCCCAGAGAUGGGCAUGAUGUGCUGCCUGGGUCUAGCGUGCCAGUAAGCUGUGCCACCUACUGGCUGUCAGGUCCUGCUGCUGUUCGACUCCUGGGUAUUUCUCCCCUUAGUUCUGGUGCUUUUCAUUUGGCAAAAGUGCCUUAAGUGUACUGAUGUCAACUAGCUGGCAGCCUUGCUCUCUCCUGGCUGGCCACUGAACAUCUCCGGCGCCCAAGAGGAUGGCAGCUAGCCUAGUGUGCCAAGAUGGAAUGUUUUCAUGCAGCUGCUCUGGGCUGAUCCCUGGCCCUGUAGCAGAAUUCUUCCAGUGGCAGAAAGAAAGGAAGCCAAAGCCUCAGAGCAGUCCCUAAUCUCAUGAGAAAGUGACUUGUAAGCAGCCCCUCCACAAUUGUCAGCAGCCAGGAGCUGACCUGUUCUGUUAACUUUUAAGAGGACUCGUAUCUCACCCCUAACUCCCCUACCCAAAUCCUUUAGUCAACCUUUUGCAGUGGACAUAUCGGUGCUGAGAUUAGACAGUCCCAUCCAGUCAUCUCCAUACACAUUCAAGGAUCUCGAUGACAUAUCUGGUGUUUGAAUGCAAUACUUUUAAAGGAGCUUUUUCCUGAGGAUGAGGAUGAGGAUGUACUUCAUAGGUGUGGAAGGGGAUAACUGGAGCCUCAUUUCCGUGCCUUUUCCCCACAGCAGGCAAACACUAGGCCUAACGCAAAGGCAGCAAUCCAUUUGAUACUGGACACUGACAUGACAGCCUUCCAAGAGAGCCAUCCAAAAUGGUAGCCUGUUUGGGGACCAUAAAGGGGAACAGCAGAUGCCGCUCCAAAUGUAGACAUCCUUGCCAUGGGAGUCCUCAAAUCCCUUUUAGUGAUGGGUUUAUAUUUUGUCUUUCCAUUGUUAUUUGUUACUGUAAAUAAAAUUUUAAAAAAUCACUUUGAGCCAGAGAAUACUUCAGUGUUGUGUACUGGCUUUAGGGGUGAAACUACCACACACUGAUAAGCAGGCACCUUUCCUGGGGUCAUUUUACCCCAGUACAAAUCACACACACCACAUAUUAAGUGCAUGAAGCAUUAGCUGACGUAUGUGUGCAUGUGUGUUUAAAAAAACCAUGCCAGCGGUGAUUAAUUAAUAAGCCCAUGCACAUCUUGUAUUAGGGCUGUCAUAUCUAAGCACAAAAUGUUUUGUUUCAAAUAGCCUAAAUUUAUAAAUGGAGGAUCUUUUUGGGAAGGCAUUCUUUAAGACGGAGACAGGCAGAGAGUAAUUCCCAGAUCAGAGCAUCUGAAAUGGGACUCACUAGAUAUAUCCCUCCCCCAAAAAACGACUGGAAAGAGCUGAAGAAUUGCAGGGGCGUUGCGCUGGAAUGAGUGGUUCUGACUUUUGGAGCCUUUGCACAUCUCUUAAUUCCUUAGCAUUUAAUGAUGAACGCUGUUUGGAGAACAAGGUCGUUUUGGGUUUGAUUAUACUGCAUCCGGGAAAAAAGGUCUAGUAGCCAGACUGCUCCAUUUUUUAUGGAAAUGUUCAAAACUCUCUGGGUUGUGCUUCAGACUGUCGACGGAGGCUUUGCGUGAUAGAAUGCUCUCUGUAUAAGCCCCCUCAACAUGGUGCUCUCGUGAACUGGUGACACAGGUAACAAAGUCGCUGUGGGAUGAUGGCACCUUUACCCCCAUGCUUUGAGAUCUGCUGGGAGGGGUGGGGAGCAGCCAGGCUCAUGCUUCGGUGGUAACACUGACAGGACAUCCUUGUUUGUGGAACUCCCUGUGGAGGUACAGCUCUCCCCCUAGUCAGCUUUUUGACGUCAACUGAAAACUAUCUUUUCCUUUGGGCUUUUGGGAGAUAAACAUGUGGAGCCCAACAGUUAUUAUUUUGUCUGCUGCUGUCAUUCCUUAUUAUUGUAAUAUGUUUGGAUAAGGAGGUCAAAUUCUGCUCUGUGGUAUUUUAUCUGACGUUUAUGUAAACCGCCCUGGGAUCCUAUGGGGUGAAGGACAGUUUAACAAUUAAAAAUGAUUAUGGAC